CCAGUCACUGGUCACAAAUGUCCCAGUUUGACUGCUAGGGAUGGACAGCGUUAGCAGGGACAGACACAAUGUCAUGAUGAGGUCUCCUCAGCCUCUCCUCUGUGCUGGGAAUAAUCAACGGUAGCAGCAGCACAGGGUGGGAGUUAUUAGCUGUGCAAGGGACACACAUUUUGGGGUGGGGAGACGCCUGGAACUUGCAGAGCAUCCCUCUCUUUCCUUUUACACUCAUCCUAACCACUGCCCAGCUCUAGACAGCCCUCAAUCUAGGGGGCACAGCUCUGCACCCCACCACAGCCAAACUUCCAGACUUUCCCCAGGACCCUCAGCCUUGGCAAAUUCAAUCUGUUCCCCCAGUCCAACUAGCCCUGCCUGCCUCCAUCUGUGGGUACAGUCACACCAGCCAAGGACACACAAUGCUCUGUACAGCACUCACUGGGGACAGUUCUGCAGGUAAACCACUUAACUGGAUAAAAGUUACCAGUCCUCCAGAAACAAGUAAGUUGGGUCUCUCUGUGUGUGUACCUCUCUAUUGUCUUUCUAACUCACUAUUUACCAUUCAUUUACACAGUUCUAUAUCUCUUAUUAUCUGAUCGUCUCAUAUUCUCCAUUCUCUCUCUCCAUAAUGCUUUCAUUCAAUCUCACUCUCUCACUCGCAUGUCUCAUUUUUAUUUUAUUCCAACGCUACUUAUUUCCCUAGUUUGCUCUCUCUCUCUCUCUCUCUCUCUCAACCUCAUUCCCAUCCAUUGACUGGCUAAGUAACUUUAAGUGCUAAUGUUUAAAAUACAAAUUAGUCUAAUUAUCCAGGAGGCAUCAUUUAAUAUGAACGUGUUACUUGAUGAUUGUAAGUGUUGCUUACAGCUAAAUCCUGGCUAUGUGUGUACACUUAUCAUUUAAACUGGUAUACAGUGUAACAUACUUCAUUCUUCCACUUGGUACAGCUCUGUGUGACGCCUUAUUUCAACUGCAAUAAUAUGUGUUUAAAUUAAAAGGGCGAUCAUUCCAAUGCAAAAAUGGCAUACCUCCUUGAAAUACCACAACCCCCUUAGGAAUAUAAUUACAUUGGGAAUGGGAAAAUUACAUUAAAAUGAAAGUGCCAUUUCUAGUCCCUUUAUGGCAGUAGUAAUUUCAGGAUCACGUAUUAUCUUAACAUUAGAAUUGAAUAUAAAAAGUGUAUUAAAUGUUAUCAGUGCCAUAACUCCUCUAUUCUCAUUGCCCACUUAAUCCCUUACAUUGUGGAUCAGUGAUCUGUUGGUUAAUUUUGCAGUGAAAGAGUUAAUGAUAAUAUCAUUAUGACUACAACAUAUUGAUGUCAAAGCUGAAAGUAAAAACUCGGAUCCAGUGCUGCUCCUCGCUGGGUUGCUGUAAUAUUGUGUUUAGGCUUAUAGCACUUGGAAAAGUUUGUGAUGUGAACUCCCCAGGCGUCUGUCUAAUAGUUUGUAAAGAGACAUCCUUAAUCUCUUUGUAAUCGCAGAGGAUUAAAAGGGCACAAUUAGUCCUUUCUCGUGUUAAUUUACCUGUAGACACAAUUGACCGAGGACACAGGAGGGUUAAGACAGUCUGCAUGUCAUUAUCUUACAGGCAUGUUUAUUAUAGCUUUAAAUAUCUCUUGCAUGAAAUUAAUUCGUUUAUGUUUCAGCUGAUUUUUCUUUUUUCGAAUAAAAUAAAAAAAACAUUAAAUAUAUCUAAUAUUCCAAUGUACGUAUAUGUAUAUAAAGUAAAUAUAUAUUUUUUUGUUUAGAACUUUGUGUUUAUUUUAUUUUUGCUUGUUUUUUUAAAUUACAUUUUUUAAAGAAAGUAAUUUUGUUUAAUAUAUACAGUACUAGUUUAAGGCUUAUGAUAACUUGAUUGGUUAAAUGACACAAACUGACACUGAAAGUUUAGGAAUGGAACAUUUUCAGAGAGUGCUGGGAGUUUGCUGCAAUACUGUAUCCCAUUGAGUUCUACAUACAGACUAGAGACAGCUUAACACCUAUUAUACAGUGUGCACUGACCCUAAUUUCUUAAAAAAGCACCCCACUCCCCUAUCGCCCUCUACCCAUCAUCCCAUCUCCCUUUGUCCCCCCCCCCCUUAUAUUUCCAUUUUAUUUCUACUCUCUCAUACUUUCUCUCCUCUCCCUCUCUCUCCCUCUCUCUCUCCCCUCUCUCUCUCCAUAGUUCUCUCGUUGCCAAUGUAAUUUUGCAAAGUAUUUGUUCAGUUUCUGUAACGAUCUGUUAGGUAACUGUGCCAAAGAAUAGACUGUCUUAACCUUUCUUUUAAAUUGCUGCCAGGCAUUAAGUGGUGUGAGUGUUUGGAAUUAAAGGACUUUCACUAAUUGCUCCUCAGGAUUAGAAAGUGAAAGUAGGAGGAGAUAAGAGAGAUUUAUAGUGGCCUUCAUGCUGUCUGUGCAAUCAGUAAUACAUACACAUUAUAUUAUCUUUCAUCCCUUCCCAGCAGUAAAUAAAUAUAUCACAAUGGGAUACAGUACAUAUUUGUGGUCCAGAUAAACUCUUAAAGGGGAAUUACAACCUGCGUUGUACUGUAGGUAAUUUUUUUGUAGCCAAUUGGUUUAUUUUAGUCUUGCUUGAAAGCAUUUUUUAUUGUCACCUAUGUGGUUAUUUAGUUUAUUGUGAUUAGUGUUGUUUACAGGGUUAUUCACUAAAAUCAGCAUUGCAGUGAAAUUAAAAUUAAAUAGCAAAAUUAAAAAUAGCCCAUCUGUCUCUAAAACUGAGCUGGAAUCUUUUUCCAGAUUAGUUGUUUUUAACCCAAUUUUUGCUUUUUAGAUUUUAGUUUGCUACAAUUUAGUAAAUCGACCCCUUAAUGUCAAUGCUGAUCCAGUAUUGCAUUUAACUGCCUUCCUUAGGAUGAGAUACACAAAAUAAUGUAAAUCGGGUAUCAAAGUACAAAGAGUAUAAUGAUAUGAAAACAUCACUAAAACAAAAUAUUUUAUUCCUAUAUGUUAUUAAAUAAUGAUACAUAUUCCUGUUUGGCCAGAUCCACUGUGCUUACAUAAUGUUAGCAUAUUGCAGGGGAUAAGUGUGGAAUCCAUAUUAUUAUUAUUAUUAUUAUUAUUGGCAUUUAUAGAGCGAAAGAGCUUACAAUCGUUUAAGCAGGGUCCUCAUCAACCUAUUGUUCCUGUAGCAAUUUAUUUCAUUUAUUGUUAAAUGUCCCCCUUUAUACUAUUGUAAUGAAAUGCAAAUAAUAAUAAUGUGAAUUAAAAACAUUUUAUGAGCUCCUCUGGAACAUGCGGACAUUAUAUAUGCCCAGGAAAGCACAGUGGAUCUGGCCAAACAGGAAUCGGUAUCAUUAGUUGAAUUAGUCUAAGAGCAAUUCAGCAGCAUGUUAAUUCUACAUACUCAAGAUAUGCUUUUUCAUGUACCCCCUUAAAGCAUGGUUAACUAAUAUAUGUCCAGGAAAAAAUGGUGAGUCUGCGAACCCUAACCCCUUAAAUAGUUUGAAAGCAAUACUAUUGGGUAUUAGUAAUUAAACUAAUUUAAGAUGUAAAUUGCAACAUUAAGGCUAAUCUAGCCAAACAAUGACUAUAGCUAGGCUGGGUAAUUUUUCCAGAUCAAUUAAAUUAGUCUAUUUUGCAAUCUAAGUUUUAACUGAUAAUAAAUCAGAGCUUGUGGAUAGUUUUAAAUGUGUGAAGUAUGAUUUCCAGGAUCCAAGAAAAUCCAAAUCAAAUACUGGUAUUUUGUGCAUAUAUAAAUAAAUUCAACUGUGGCCACUCCAGUGACUGAUAUGUGCAUGUGGUAAAAUAGGUAAAACUACCCCUCUAUGUCACCUUGAUGGAUUCCCAACUCCCUCCCCUUUUCCCUACAGCACCCUAAAUUAGCUUUGGCAGAUUAGUAACUCUCUUGAUGCCGGGCAAUGCAAGAUAUUUUAGCUAAUGGAUCCCAAGACCCAAUGGAGUAUUUAACGCCCCCUUUGUAGAGAGAAUGCAAUUUGAAUGUUACAAAGUAAAAUUCUAAAUCUAGCAUAUUAACACGUCAAAGUAAGACUCAAAGCCUACUAAAUCAGCGUAAACAAGAAGUUACUUUCCUUUCCCAAAACUAAUGCUAUUAGAAAUUAUUGCACAGUUUAUAAAUCUCAGUAGAGUAGUUUGGAAAAGGAAAUUAAGCUAACAAUUAUAUUCCUCUUUAUGAUACUUGAGCAUCAGUUUGAGCAACACAUUCAAGGUCUCUUUUGAGGAUGAUAACACAUAACAAUUAACACUUUCCAAAAUUAUAUUUAUUACCUCCAUCCUCCUGUCUCCAGUGGAACCCCAAUAAAUAUAGUGCUCAACAUAAUUUCUUCCCUGUCUUCUCUAAUAUUUUGUUUUGAGCUGACUUAUUAAUUUUAAAUACAAAGGGAAUCAACACAGUAAAGGAAGAGACUACAUUUAACAGAAGAAAAACUAUCACAACAAGAGGACAUAGCCUUAAAGGAUCACUAUAGGGUCAGGAACACAAACAUGUAUUCCUGACCCUAUAGUGUUAAAACCGCCAUCUAGCCCCCGUGGGCCCCUUAUGCCUCCAUAAAUAUAGCAAAAUCUUACUGUAUUCAAGCCAGAAGCUGUAACUCUGCAUGCUGUUUGCCUAAAUAAAAACAAGCAGUCUGCUGACAUCAUCAGAAGUGGUAGCCUGAUCCAAUCACAGUGCUUCCCCAUAGGAUUGGCUGAGACUGACAAAGAGGCAGAUCAGGGCAGAGCCAGCAUGAUUCAAACACAGCCCAUGGCAAUCAGCAUCUCCUCAUAGAGAUGAAUUGAAUCAAUGAAUCUCUAUGAGGAAAGUUCAGUGUCUGCAUGCAGAGGGAGGAGACAGUGAAUGUUUGAAUGCAUUUUAGGCAGCCAUGACCCAGGAAGGAUCUCUAACAGCUAUCUGAGCAGUGGCCAGUGAAGUUAUCACUAGGCUGUAAUGUAAACACUGCAUUUUCUCAGCAAAAAGCCUGAAGGUAAUGAUUCUACUCAACAGAACAAAUUCAAUAAGCUCUAGUUGUUCUGGUGACUAAAGUGUCCCUUUAAAUUGGACGGGCAAAGGUUUAACAAUAAUAUCAGGAAGUAUUACUUUACUGAGAGGGUAGUGGAUGCAUGGAAUAGCCUCCAGCCUUCCAGUUGAAGUGGUAGAGGUUAACACAGUAAAGGAGUUUAAGCAUGCAUGGGAUAGGCAUAAGGCUAUAAGAUAAUGCCAGGGACUAAUGAAAGUAUUUAAAGUAUUUAGAAAUUGGGAAGACUAGAUGGGCUGAAUGGUUCUUAUCUGCCGUCACAUUCUAUGUUUCUAUGUUACUUGGAUUUUUCUAUAAAAUGUGCAACAUUAACAUGUAAAAAGUCAGAUAUGUUUUAACCGCUUUACUACCAAGUGAUUUGCCAAAAAGCUACCUCAAGAAUUUGUAUGUCCUGGAAAGUAGUGUUAAAAUGUAUAUUUGUUUCAGUAUGCACAGAUAGCCCUUUAUUUAAUGUGAACAAAAACAAACAUUUUGGUUAGAUAGAAAAACGUUAACCCUUUAAGGACGGAGGCAAUUGUGCAAGUUCUGACCACAAAAACAAAACCUAGAAUUUGAGCUAUAUGUCUGUUCAAUCAUAAUUUACCAAUUUCAUAUUAAGUGUACCUAUGUAAUAUGAAAACUUAUAUAUCAUUUUGUUCAGGAGAAAAGGGCUUUCAUUUCACAUCAAAUACUUAUAUAUGGAACACAAUUUAACAUGAAUAAGUACUUAAGAAUAAGGAAAAUUGUUUCAUACUUUUUUCUUUUCCUGAUCAUUAUUCAUGGCAGCAUUUACUCAUGGGUUAGCUCCUCUCCUCACAGCAGAAAGAACAUGAAAUAGAAUUUUGAAACUGGUAUAAAUAGAUCCUAUUUAUACCAGUUUCAGAGUUCUAUUUCCUGUCCUCUCUGCUGUGAGGGUAGGAGCUAACUCAUGAGUAAAUGUUACCAUGAAUAAUGAUCAGGAAAUGCUGUUAUUUUCCAAUUUCUGCAUGGCAUUAUGACGGACCGCCUGGCACCCCAACAGGGUGCGCAUGUCAGUCGAUGCUCCUAGUGCUCACCAAGGGCUCCAAGCACUCCACCCAACACCAUCAGCACUGUAGUUCCCACGUCCAGCGUUACAGCUUGGCUGGGAACUCGCCGUCCUCCACCCACCCUGAACCCAAGACCAGGAUUCGGCUUCCAGAGAGCAUAGCAGGAACAGCUCUUAAAAGAGCUAGUGAUUAUAAUCCCAGGGGUGUAUAGUGAUAUAGCAAUCCCCAGGGUAGAUACAGCCAUUUCCUCCACACAUGAGAUGAGACUUGACACCCGCGUGGACCUUGUUGGGCACAGGGGCACAAAGUUAACAAACCAAUAAAAACAGAGUUAUACAGUAAGACACUCCCAUACAAUAUACACAAUCCCUCCCCUCUGCCUGGGAGAUAAUUAAGGCAGAUAAUGCAUUAACAAUUAUCUCCAGGCAGAAUAUUGUUUUUAUAAAGUCCCAUAAGUACCCCAAAACACAACAUAUCCCCACAAAUGUUACAUCCCCUGAUAUCCCUGAUCUGGGUGAUCAACAUAUCCAACAAUCACCCACAUCAGAUCCGGGGUUCAGAAAUAUUAUGGAAGUCAUAGUUUUGCCCAGGCGCAGGCAUGGUCCCAUGCCCAAAACAGUUCAAUAGAAUCGUGGCUAAGUGCCGCUGGAGGACCUACCGGGAACUGCAAGGUUUUCAGGAUGAAAAUAGUUCCAGGGCAUUCACUCUGAAGUCUAUUUGCGGUUUUGGUCCAUGCAAACAAGAUGGCUGCCACCACAAGUUGGAAUGUCGAAUGGUGGACACUUCGACUGUUCAGGAGUUUGAAGUGCCACUUAGAAAGUUCGAACUGUGGCCAUAAAAAUCCAAAAAAGCACGAACAGUGAUUUAAACCAAGUUUUAUCACAGGGGCCGUAGUCACAGGGUAGGGGGCUGGCAAAUUCUUCUUUUUCUUUAUUUUUGCAGUGCAUAGUUUACAGGCAAAUAUGUAAAAACAUUUCACAGGAUGACUUAGAACAAUACAUGAAUGCUGCAGCAGUAUGAAAUAUCAGGAGUGAACUGCAAUGAUUUUUGUUUUUUUGAAGAGACAAGAUGAGUAUUAUAGCAAAUGACAGUAACACAGGUCUAACAUUAUAAACAAGAAGGCAAAGUUCAUUUCCCAAAAAGACCGUGGCAAGAGGUAAGGACCACUGGGUACAUUAGCUAGAGCAUUGCAGGUAGGAUAGGAGAGUUCAAGAUUAGGAGAGAACAGUAUCCAUAGGAAACCAUAGGUACAAUAUCAGCAGUGAGACUGGUAAUCUGCAGGUUAAGCUGAAGUGUCAUCUAACUGAUGCCCAAGGGUGGGACGUUCCAGCAUUUCCCGCUGACAGGAUCCCCUCUGAGGCCUCCGCUCAGACAAGCUCCCAGACAGUCCAGAGAAAUCCAUUCUAUGGAAGCAGCAUGUUCACCCACCGGAACUCGCAGCUACAGUCUCCCGUACACCAGGUAAGUCGGGUAGGGAUUACCAGGGACAGGUGGAUCACAGCGAAUGCGGAAAGAUUCACGUCGCCGCCGUCGGGUCAUGUUGUAGUGAGUAUGCGGCUUGGAGCAUUGGCGGGCAGUUGUUUGUCACCGCGGCUUUCUGCACCCGCGCCUCCAGGGAACCUCUUUGGAUACCCUUCGGGGGAAGCCGAUGUCUGUGAUACCACAGAAUGACUCGGAGGGGGGGCCUCGACCAUGGAUUUCAAGUGCAGGGGUAAGUCCUCUGCAUGCGAGCUUUGCCCAGAAGGCUUCACAGACUCGAUCAAAGGACGGAAGUAGUGGAUCCUCGUGUGUGGUUGAAUCUGGGAAGGUCACACCUCAGCAGGCUCAGGCAGGGAGGUCAUUUUAAUUCCUAGGCCCUUGGCAAUAUAAUCACCGUGAGGCCCCGCCCCCCAAACUAUUAGCUUUUACUACAAUAAAACACACAUAUUUGUAUGCUGUGAUGUCCCACGAGUACAAUGAUGCCCCCAUGCACAGGUUUCAUGGUGUUUUGUAAAGUUACAGGGUCAAACAAAGAGCUUGCCCAUUGCAGUUAAUACACAUUGAAAUUUCCCAGAAUGGUUUGCUAGGCCUAUAUUGCCUUUGAGACCGUAUGGCUGCUUUGGAAUGAAAAUUAACCUCAUCAUGGAAUGCUAUUGCAAAAAUAGAUAAACCAGAGUAUUUAAAAUGAUGUAUGUCCACACUUUUUAGUAGCCACUUAGACACAAUACCUUGCCAAAGUUAUCAAUCAUAUUUGAUUUUUGCAUUUUUUUAAAUGCCCUUUCACAGAUGAUAUCAUUGUUAUCAUAAUUGUACUGUUUUAAAAAACUCAUAUUUGUGUUCAGCAAUGUCUCACAACUACAAUGGUACCCCUCGUGUAUAGGUUGUAUGGUGUUAUGGAAGUUACAGGGUCAAGUAUAGGGCUUGCAAUUUAAAUUAUCUGGACUUUCUGCCUGGGUUGUCAAUCAGGUCCCUCAAUAUAUAAUUAAUAAAAUCACAAAACGAUGGAAUAAAAAUAAAGAAAUUUACAUGUAGAUUUAAAUUAUAUACACACAUACACACAUAUAUAUAUAUAUAUAUAUAUAUAUACACACACACACACAGUAUCUCACAAAAGUGAGUACAUCCCUCACAUUUUUGUAAAUAUUUUAUUAUAUCUCUUCAUGUGACAACACUGAAGAAAUGACACUCUGCUACACUGGAAAGUAGUAAGUGUACAACCUGUAUAACAGUGUAAAUUUGCUGUCCCCUCAAAAUAACUCAACACACAGCUAUUGUCUAAACCGUUGGCAACAAAAGUGAGUACACCCCUAAGUGGAAAUGUCCAAAUUGGGCCCAAAGUGUCAAUAUUUUGUGUGGCCACCAGUAUUUUCCAGCACUGCCUUAACCCUCAUGGGCAUGGAGUUCACCGGAGCUUCACAGGUUGCCACUAGAGUCCUCUUGCACUCCUCCAUGACGACAUCACGGAGCUGGUGAAUGUUAGAGACCUUGCGUUUCCCCACCUUCCAUUUGAGGAUGCCCCACAGAUGCCCAAUAUGGUUUAGGUCUGGAGAUAUGCUUGGCCAGUCUAUCACCUUUACCUUCAGCUUUUUUAGCAAGGCAGUGGUCAUCUUGGAGGCGUGUUUGGGGUCGUUAUCAUGUUGGAAUACUGCCCUGCGGCCCAGUCUCCGAAGGGAGGGGAUCAUGCUCUGCUUCAGUAUGUCACUGUACAUUGUGGCAUUCAUGGUUCCCUCAAUGAACUGUAGCGCCCCAGUGCGGGCAGCACACAUGCAGGCUGAGACCAUGACACUCCCACCACACACUUGUCUUUGUACUCCUCACCUGGUUGCCGCCACACACGCUUGACACCAUCUGUCUAAAUAAGUUUAUCUUGGUCUCAUCGGACCACAGGACAUGGUUCCAGUAAUCCAUGUCCUUAGUCUACUUGUCUUCAGCAAACUGUUUGCGGGCUUUCUUGUGAAUCAUCUUUAGAAGAGUCUUCCAUCUGGGUUGACAGCCAUGCAGACCAAUUUGAUGCAGUGUGCGGCGUAUGGUCUGAGCACUGACAGGCUGACCCCCCACCCCUUCAACCUCUGUAGCAAUUCCCACUUCAAUGAAGAACACUGGCAGCAAUGUUCUACUUUACAUGUUUCUUAUCAACGGCCUGCUGUGUUAAACAUAGCUUUUGGGCCAAAACAUGAAACCUAAUCAAGUAAGGUGUCUAUCUCGUAGUAUGUAUGUAUCAAUUUGUCUCUGUUUAAAGGAACACUAUAGGGUCAGGAACACACACAUGUAUUCCUGAGCCUAUAGUGUUAAAUCCACAACCGGCCCCCCUUGCCCUCCUAAAUAUAGUAAAAUAUUAACAUUAUUCUAGUCUGCUGGUGCUGGCUCUGACCCUGAUCUGCCUGCUUGGCUGACAUCAUAAAAAGUCAUAUCCUGAGCCAUUCACAACGCUUUCCCAUAGGAAAGUAUUGGAUUGGCUGAGCUUAUCAAGGAGGCAGAUGAGGGGCAGAGCCCGCACAAGUCAAACACAGUCCUGGCCAAUAAGCAUCUCAUUGUAGCGAUACAUUGAAUCAAUGCAUCUCUUUGAGGAAAGUUCUGUGUCUGGAUGCAGAGGGUGGAGACACUGAAUGGCAGUGCUGCUCACUGUGCAGCACUGCCCCAGGAAGCACCUCUAGUACCCAUCUGAGGAGUGGCCAGGGGAGUUAUCACUAGGCUGUAAUCUAAACACUACAUCUCUGAAAAAAAACCCAGUUUUUACAGCAAAAAGCCUGAAGGAAAUUAUUAUACUCACCAAAACAAAUACAAUGAGCUGUGGCUGUUUGGGUGUCCAUAGUGUCCCUUUAAGUUUAGUUUGUAAUAACCCCAGAAGUUUUAGAUGAAGCUCUAUGUAAAUUGUAGGUUCUGUACAGAAAAUUGUUAACCUAGACAGCAAACACAUUACAAUCCCGUAUGUGUUCCUGAUCUGUUAUCAAUAUUUUAUUAAAACUCUAAAGAAGAUUUAACUGGGAAGUAAAACGUAGUAGAGAAUUGACUUGUUUUUCCCAAAAAAUUUAAUUCUCGAUCUUUAUAAUAAUUAUUAAGAUUUGCCCACACAUUAAUAGUGAAAUAAAAUGAAUAAUUAACUAAUUCCGCUUAUUUGCAGUAUAUCAUAUACACAAUAUGUAUAGUUUAAGUAGGAUUAAAUAAUUAAUUCCAUAAUUUUAGUAACUGCAGUAUUUCUUUCACGAUGUAAUGCCAGUGAGAUAGCUCAGUAGAUAGAGAGAGAUUUGAUUCAAUAUUUCACUACCAAGUAUUUAAAAAAAUAUAUACUCUGGUAUUGGGGCAUCUUGAAAAAAAAAAAAAAAAUAUAUAUAUAUAUAUAUAUAAACAGUAGCAUAACACAGGGCAACAGGGCAAAAAACUAAAAUAUAAAGCAUGCAUAUGUGGUUACUAAUGGCAGGCAUAUGUAUUAUACAAAGAAUUGUUGUUGCUCAACCAAGUUAUGGUUAGAAGAAUCCAAUCUGAUGCAUUUUUUUUCUAUAUACUAUUGGAUGGGGCUGCCUCAUAAGUUACACAGCAGACCUGACAUGACAUAUAUUAUGUGGUAGUGGAAUCACACUCAGAGUUGUGCGUGUCUGCCCGCCAGCCCCCCUUCUCACUUACAGUGCUUAUGAGUGAAAGAGAGGUUUGGAGCUUAGGUCAUUUCCUUCCCCUUUCCCCAAGUGACCAUAGUGCCUCCUUAAUCUAAAAAAAACUAUUAACCCAUUGCUCAGUGAGAAGUUAUACAUUGAACAACUAGGCUCCAAGUUUCCACUUCUUUGAAUAAAAGGGAUAUUUGGAAUAGAAUAAAAUAAUAAUAAUUUAAAAAAGAAAAACAUUGUCACUGUAUCAUAAAGCAAAUCAGGAGUUGCAAAGGGUUGCAGUGAUCAUAAGUGACAAAGAGGCUUCAAGUUAGUGCAGACACUGCCCCCUUAGUGUCCCAGUGCCCAUUUAUAUUUAGCGUUUUGAUAUCGAGCUAUUCAGUGGCUAUGUAGGACCCCAUAUCUCCCUCUCUUUCACUGCAAACGGAAAUGAGAAAGAGGUUUAGAGGUGAAGCUAGUCCUUGUCUCAGUUAGUGAUGGAGCACCAGGUUUGUCAACCAUGAGUGACAGAGAGGUUUUUGGGAAAAUUAUUGUCCCUCUCCUCAUCAUUCAGGACAAAAAUUAACUCCAUCUAAAUAUACAAACAUUAAGGGUAUGUUGGGAAAAAAUUAUUAUAACAAUUUAAACUGGUGGACUGUUCAAAUGUCCUAAUAUUAGAUAUAGGUCAAGUGUCCAAAUUCUAACUUGUUGUGCUUGCUAAGUUAUAUUAAUGUUAUGGUGUUUAUAUAUAGUUUAAUUGCUCUAACUGAAGAACAAGGAAUCAUUUUUAGAACUUUGGUGACUUUAUUUGCAAACAUCAUCAACUCAGGGGAGGUGUAUGUUCUGUUCAUACGCAAAACUGAAUAUGACGUUUACAAGGUAUUAGUUAAAAUAUGUUUUCUGUGAUUUUUUUUAUAUGAUAGAUUGUUAUUGACCCCAAUUACUGUCAAAACUGUGAAAAAAGAAUGGGCUUAAAAAAAAUCCCUAUGUAAAAUUUUUCCAAGCUAGAUGAGGAAUUACAUUUUUAUAUAGGGUAAAAAAAAGUUUUGUGUGUCUUUGGAACACGAAAUGAUCAGGAUGGAAAUUAAUGCUGAACAAAACUGCGCAAAUGUACAAAAUGUUCAAUUGCUUAAUGUACAAAAUAGCCGUUUGGCAAAGGGGGUUAAUAAUAGUUUUACUAUGUUGUAAAAUAUAGAUUUACUUCAAAUGCCCUAAAAGCAAUUACUGUCACUUGAAUGACCUCACUCUGCAAAAGCAACGUGGUUGAGCGUGCCAGUCCUCAUUUGGUGCCUUUGAUAAUUAAUAUUAAAAAGUUGUAAUUAUGCAGAGUGCCAAGAAUGGCUGGAAUAAGCAUUGCAACAUUGUUUUAAUCCAAUUAAAAAUGAUUUUUUUUGGUUUAAGAUUAUUUUGGCGUCAACAAGUUACUCUAGUCACAUGUGCCCACUUUCUAUAUACUUUCACAAGACAGACCGGUUUUUCCAGUUAAAUGAGCAGCUAGCAAACAAAAAACACCUGCAGGUUUAUUUACAAAGCAGUAAAUCGUUGCAACUUGAAAAAUGAAUAGCAAAUUUCAGGCUAAAAUUGUUGUGGCUAUAUUUGCAUUGUAUUUUUUUCCCCCCCAAAUCAUCUGUUUCGGCCUAAAUUAUGCAAUUCCAUUUCAACUUAAUACAACCCACUGUUAAUGAAUGAUGCCUUUGGAUUAUUCACUUAACGGAAAUUUGUGGAAAAAAUAAAUAUUCACAAAUCUGUGGAUUGUCGAGAAUUCAUUUCAGGCCAAAGUAGCUGAAUAGGAGAAAUUAUCCAAGCCAGCUAUGCCUCACUUCUCCUGUUUUGGUCGUAGCCUUGCAAUUCCUGACAGUUCAUAGUUUAGUGAAUUACUCGGAGGAUAAUUAAUUUCCGGCAACCUCCAUUUGCCUCAUGAUGUCAUAGCAGAGCAUACUGAAAGCCAGCAUGAUACAUUUCAGUCAGGUGUAUAAACUACUUAACAUAUCUGCAGCUUAUUUAUUAUUACAGAUAUAUCCGGGGCCAACACAAACCAUUGUCUGGAAAUCUAUUCACAAACAGGACUAUACAUAGGACACAAAAUCAUACAUUUAGACUGGAAGAAAGGAGAUUUAGUCUAAGGCAAAGUAAUUUUUUUUUUUUUUUUACUAUAAGAACAAUAUGGAUAUGUAAUUCUCUGCCUGGAGAAGUGGUUUUAUCAGAUGCUUAAACAGCAACUAAAUGCAUACUUACAAAAACAGAAUAUUCAAGGAUAUAAUUUUUCAUUUGUAGGGUAAUAGCUUCUUCAUUUCAAGGAUAAAUCUGACUGCCAUUCUGGGGUCAAGAAGGAACUUUUUCCUAGUUUGUUGCAAAAUUGUAAGUGCUUCAAACUGGGUUUUUUGCCUUCUUUUGGAUCAACAGCAUAAACAACAUGUGAGAAAGUCUGAACUUUUUAUUCAGUGAAUUCAGUGACCUGGAUACUGGAGAGGUUUUUCUCAGACAUUGAUGUAAUUUUUUUAGUGGCAGUUUUGCUGUUCCAUAAUCACAUUUUAUGUGAUACAAUUUCACAUCUAACCUUCACAUUGUCUGUAUAUCUGUCUAAACAACAACCAAGAUUAUUACAAAUUUCCUCUAAACAAACUGUUAAGUAUAGAUGUAAUAACCGUUGUACGUGGCCAUUUUGACAUUGCUGUUCUGUUCAAAGCAUGUUAAACAGGCAGCUGCAUGUUAAUUGUGCUAUUCGUUGGUGUAUAGACCAGAGAUAUGCAACCUUUGGCACUCGAGAUGUUAUAGACUACACCUCCCUAAAUGCUCUAACAGCCAUUAUGCUGCAAAGCAUCAUCUGGAGUGCGGAAGGUUGCAUAUCUUUUGUAUGAUAGACAAUUUCUGACGACAUUGUUACUUUCAUAAUUCUUGCUUUUGAAAGAUAUAUUCAAGCCUCUUCAUUAAAGUGUAUAGCAAAAUUAAAAAAAUUAAAAUAGACAUAUUGUGAAACACAGUCAGCUGUGUUUCACAAUAUGUCUAUUUUAAUGCUAUGCUCAAUGUUACUUCUGCUUUGUCAUGUGCAGACCAGCCAAUAGGAUAUGAAUUUGCUUUACAAACAGGCAGUUAACUGAACUGAAAAAAAAAAAAAAAAAAAGAGUUCAAUUUUGUUUCUCAUUAUUUAAGCCGAGCCAAGACGUGUUGAGAUUACUUUGGUGCUGCAGUUGAGUGAGAUCUAGGUAAGAUAUGGUUCUAGAACCGCAGAAUGAGGCAAAAAAACAAAGGUUUAGGGGAGAGAUAGAGUUAUCCAAAGGAACUGACUCCCCCGAAACCAGAAAAAUCAUUUGUGUCACCAGCGUCCUAUUCUGCAAGAAUUAAAUAUAACAUCAGUUUAAAUCUCUUGGACACAUAAUGUCAUUGGCUAAAUUCAUAUUUUUCACAACCAAUGGACACUGUCCUCAGAAUUUAAUAUGGUCAGUGUCACUGUGAAAGAAGAAAUUCCUAAUGUUGUUUCCUUUUAAAUUAUGCAAUAUUAAUGUUCUCGUAUUUAUUUGUACAGUGCAAGAUACCUCCCUUUACCAGUUGUAUGGCUGCCAGAUGACUGAUGAGAUGAUAAAGCAAGGUUUUCUGGGUAUGUCCUAAGGCAAGUUCGUGAAUGAAAGAAAAAUUCCAUGGAGCAGAAGGUUAAUUCUUCUUGCAUACAAAUUUUUCUGUUUACACAAACACACUAUGUGCGCGCACGCAUGCGCACACACACACACACACAAAAAAUACAAUAAAGUGUGCAUCUGGAAUAAAGUAUAAAAUAAACUAUACUCAUAAAAUAUAACACAUAUACAGAUAUAACCAGAAGUUUUUUUUAUUUUAUUAAAACCAUAGCAAGCUAACACAAACUCACACUAAAAUGCCCGUAGUUUAAGGAACUAUCCACUGCCAAAAUAAAAAUCAAUCAUUGUUUAGUAGAUAUUCCCUCAUUGAAAACACAUAUGCAUUUAAUUAGGCAUUUGUCAUUAGGAGUAUAUCUGAAACAGCUUUUCUGUAGUCUUUAGUCCCCUUCUAACCCAGCCAGAUUUUCUGUGUCUGUCCAAUCACAGACUUCCCAGCGCAGCUUAAUGAGAAGUCUUUAAAAGACAUGUGUGCUGAGCAAUUCCUUGCCUCUUGAGUUUAGCUCCACCGAGCUAAUCAAACCAGGAAGUAACAGGACCAGUUGUCUGAUUGACAGCCAGGGGGGUUGUAACAAGGUCAAUUUAUAAAAGUGCCAGUUUCCAUUAAAAUCUGCACAUUUCCUAAAAUAAAAAAUAAAAAAGUCACUCUCUUCACACAAAAAGCACAUCAACAAGCUAAACUGCUUUAGGUGUGUGGCGUGUACCUUUAAUUAUUACCUUUAAAAUUCAAGCCACAUUAUCUUUUGGGAUAUUCCACUGAAGUAAAUCUCAUAUCAGUCUACAAUGUGUGCACGAAAUGACCCCACCCCUUCUCCUGAAUGAACAGUCAUACGAAAGUAACUUCUGAGUGACUACGUGUUACUAUAUCCUAACUGGUUUUACAGUAUUCUGCUGGUUUAACUAGCAAUAAUGUAAAUUAUUUCAGAAUCAAACAUUAGUUAAUACAUACUGUAAAAUGUCAAGUGGCAAUUACUCCCUUCCUGACAGCAUUGAAUUGGCUCGUUUUACAGCUACCUGCUUUGGUCCAUGGUUUUAGGAAUUCAAACAGCUGGUGCAGUGAUGUAAUGUGACCAUCUGUACUGUAAACUGCAUGUGAAAAAAAACAUCAUUUUUUUUCUUGCUGAAUAAAACAAAGCUGCUUCAGCCUCAGGGUGGCUGUAUUUUGUAGAUCUUACUUAUAAUAUUUUUGCACCCAUCACCCCUCCAUUCCCCUCCCCCAACAAAAAUCUGAAGUAGAAAAAUAGAUAGAUAGCUACCAUACAGCAGUAAUUGCCUCAACCUACGUCCUGUAUAAAAUGGGUUAUUAUUGUUUUCCAUAUAAAACUAAAUUAGGGUAGGAAAAUAAACACUUAAUAUUCCCUUUUGCUGAUUCUCCACUUCCUAACAAAGCUGCCCUAUUCAGAAACAACAAGAUAAAUAAGAGAUACUUUAUGUGACAUCAUCCUAUCUCCUGCAUCUGCACUGUAAAAGACCUACGUAGGCUCACUGUGCAGUGCUUGCACACAUGGUACAGGCAUCUGUAUUUAUGUAUAUAUGUAUUAUAGCCAUCUACAUCCCCAGUUUGUGAGAGAUUGUGAGACAUGGGUUGCCAUAUAAUUACUAAUAAAUUACAUCUUCACAAUAUUUUUGCAAGGGAAUAACAAACAGAAAAAAUAUUGAAUGUUCUGUAUUUUUUUAAUUGCAAAAAACAUAAAAUAAUUUUAAAAGAAAAUAAUUGUGGUUGUGUUUGUUUUGUUUAGAUAUUCAGCGCCUUUCUUUCUUUGGAAUUCCACGGAAUUUCCAAGUAAACUCCAAUUGGAAUCAACUUGUAUAUGCAGUUUAUGUGUAGUUUAGUUCCCUGAGUAAUUUUCGUUUAUGUUUGCCAUUAUUUUAGAUUUUUAAAUAAAAGUCCAUGUGUUUUGGAUUUUCUUUUUCUUUUUUUUUUUAACAUGAUUUUUAAGUGCAAAUGCACCAAACAACCUUUAUGCAUCCCGUUAAACCCAUAUUCCUAUUGAGAAGUUCCAAAAUUGUCAUAAGAGUGUCAAAUUAUGUCAGAAUCCAAAAGGAAAGAAAAAUGCAUUCGCUGGACUUACCGGCAAAUGGCACACAUUCUAUAUACUAUCUAUAAUCGGUGGAACCAAUAAUCGGUUUAUUCCUAAUUUACAUCACCUUUACCUAUAUUGCUAAUGUACUUACAUAGUCAUGCAUUUUUACACACAGUCACAUACAUAUGUAGACACACAAUUACCCAGUCACAUACACAAAUAUUUGCAGUCACAUACAGUCAGAAAUGUACAAAGAUACAGUCUGUCACACACAAACAUCAGUCACAUAUUUAGCCAUACACAGUCAGAAACAUACACACGCAGUCAUAUAAAUAUACAGUCACACACAUACACCUAUUUUUUUUUUAUUGAUUAAAACGUAUUCUCUUGCCCUUGCAGCUUAUCUGCAUGUCAGCACCUUGGGGAUGUAGAGGAGGACAUUUUAGGGCAGACCAUACACCUGCUGUCUGUAUCAGCCUUCCUCCAGGUCUAAUUUAGCAGGUGGUCCUCUGCCACACAAGGCCUAGUCAUUGUUGUCCUUGGCCAAAAUAUAUGCCCCUGCAGUGUUUUGUUUUUUUGAGUGGAGAAGCAGUAAAGAGCAAAUGCAGAAUAAAGAUGCAGAGUGUAGUGAAGUAGGAAGGAAUAUGUGGCUAUAAAUUAUAAACCAUGGCACAGUUUUGGGCACAAUAGGAUAAUAAAUGGGUUCUCUGACAAACAGUCCUCACAUUUUUCAACAGCACUGAACUAUGGGAGAUACUCUGACAAUCUGGGCUUUACUCAACGUUUGGUUUCUUUUUACGUAGGAUAAAAUUCAGUGGAUUUAAUCCCUUUUUUUCUUCUGGGAAAUCUGUGUCAUUCUUGUGACAAACCCGUGACAAAUUCACAGAAGAAUUCACAGUCACCGUUUUAAUGCAGAUUCUAUGACAUUGAAAAAUAGACUGUUGCCAAAUAUAGUGGAAAAAGUGCAGUCAACAUGACACACUUUUUACACAAUCCAUACCUUUUUGUGAUGACUCUAAACUAGGCUGUUAAGGUGUAAGCCAUGCAUCCUAUCUUUUAAAUAAUGGUUUAUAUGACAAAAUUAUUGCUUCGUUGACUUUAAAUUGAUAAAAACAUCACGUCUAAGUGAAUAGAAGCUCCUGUUUACUUAAACUUCUUUGUUCAUUUGUUUUUCAAACAAAGAGUAGACAUGAGCAGAGCCUGCGCAAAUAUUUUACCUCUUUAGGAAAAAAUCAACUUUACUGUCCUCUUAUCUCCCUUUAGAUUCUGUUUUUUUUUUCUCCUGACACUCUUUCUCAUCUUUCUAUCUUCCAAUCUUUUUCUGUGUAUCUUUGUCCUUGUGUUGUAGUUGUCUCUUUUUAAUAGCAUCCACCCUCGUUCCCCCCUUGAUUUCUGCCUCCCUUACAAUCCCUUACACUACAGUAGUUUUUACUAUUCUCUCUCCACCAGUUUCCUUUACCUACCUCUACUAUAUGAUAGUAUACUAUACUAUAUAGUAGUUGCAUGUUAGAGGCUGCAUGUAUAUGGGGGCUGGAUGUGUGUGAUGGCAUUGUGUAAUGGGAAUUGUGCAUGUUCUGUGAACACAUGCUAUCUUCCCACCAUUCCAUGGAGCUUCAGAUUGCCACCCAUUUAAGGUGGUUCACAAAUUCCUAAAUGGGACAACAUUAGCACUCACCCUGCCUAUGCGUGACUGUACUGCAGAUGCAGUUCCUAUGUCUUCACAAACUUAUGCUGUACCUAGAAAAUAUCCAACUCUUUAAUAGGAGUAUGAGAAUUGGAAUGUUCAGGCUAUAUUCUGUUUAAAAGUCAUGUCAUUAGCUUAAAGGAACACUAAAGUCACCAAAACAACUUUGGCUUAUUAAGGCAGUUUGGGUGUAUAGAUAAUUUCCCUGCAGUGUCACUGCUCAAUUCUCUGCCAUUUAGGAGUUAAAUAUCUUUAUUUAUGCACUCUAGUCACACCUCCCUGCAUGUGACUUGCACAGCCUUCAUAAACACUUCCUGUAAAGAGUCAGCUAAUGUUUAUACUUCCUUCAUUGCAAACUCUAUUUAAUUUAAAAUGUAUUAUCCCCUGCAUUGUUGAUAGCUUGCUAGACUCCACAGAAGCAUUCUGUGUAUGAUUAAAGUUCACUUUAGAGAUAAGGAAAUAAGAACCUUUAAAGUAAGUUACAUCUAAUUGAAAGUGAAACCAUUUUUUUCCAUGCAUGGUGUGUGAGUCACAGCCAGGGGAGGUGUGACUAGGGCUGCAUGGACAGAAACAAAAGGGAUUUAACUCCUAAAUUGCAGAGAUUUGAGCAGUGAGACUGCAGGAUUAUGAUCUAUAUACUAAAACUGCUUCCUUAAGCUUAAGUUGUUUUGGCAACUAUAGUGUCCCUUUAAGAUCUGAAACUCAAGGUUUUGCUACCAAAUUUGUUUUUAAAGCACUAUUUCUAAAAUGCAUAAAAAUUGGGCAUUAUUCCACAGUGGAGUGUUAUGCACAUCCAUAGCUCUGUGACCUAAACAUCUGUCUACACUACCACAUGGGUAAUUUGGCAAUGAGUCUUAAACUCUUGUGGGAAAACAGAUUACAAUAUGUAUUAUAUAUUAACAUGUUUGCUUUUUUUCUUGCAGUUACUGUAGAAAAUAAUUCCAAAAACAGACAAAAAGAAAUGUAAAAUACAAAUUAUUUGUUGGAAGGAAUUCUUCACUCAUCUAUUUAUAUAGCAGAAACAAAUAAGCAAAGCUCCAAAGUCAUAUAUUCCCAAUUUUACCAAUUUAUAAUUUUUUUAAGUUGAGAUGAUAAACAAGCAUACUUCUUUUUUUUAAUUUCCAAGGAAAUAAAUGGUCAAAUGUGUAGAAAAAAAAGAAUGCAUCUAUUCUUGCAGGCAUUCACAAACAGCAAAUUUUAAUAUUUUAUAAAAUCUGUGGGAUACAAAAUAUUGUUGCAAUACGAUGACAUAUCUGGGCAAAGCCAAUAGCUGGUUGUCUUUCACAGACCUUGGUUUGCAUGCAGAAGUGGCAGUGCACUGUACGUAGUCUCACUGGCGUGUUUGAUAAUACCAUCAUUCAGAAAGAGCAAUGAUAGGGCUGUUUGCAAUCAAUGCGAGAGCAGUUCACGAUCAAUGAGAUUAUCAAACGAGAAACAUUUCUCUCAUGUUUUGCAGAAGGGAGCACCUUGUUAUUCUGAUGUAUCCAUACACUCCAAGAAACAUUGUCACGCAUUUUUAUUUAUUUAUUUAUUUAUUUUUAACAAAAAAACCCCCAGCAUUUACAUCUUUAUCAUUGAGAUAAACAACAGGUAUCCUUACCCUUAAAAACAAAGAUUGGGGGAACAUUUGAGAAGCAAAAUAGACUUUGUUGAUCAAGCAAGCACAUCCAAAGGAUUUGCAACUUGCACUACCCUAUUUUGAAUCAAUUUGGAUUUUAUUUUGUUUAUAACAAGUAUAAUGAUUGAAAGUAGUUUUGUUAUUUAAAGGGUAAUGCAUAUCAAAUAUUUUACAUAUAUAAUAUAGAAUUAAUUACCAUAUGUAUAGUGCAGGGGUAGGCAACCUACGGCACUCGAGGUGUCUUUGCACGGCACUUAACGCUGCUAGAGCCAAACAGGCUCUGGCCUAUCAUGAGUCCCAGUAAAACUUCAAAUAGUUGCUAAUACGAAAAGAUGGUGAAGGACAAUCCUCAAUUCAAGCAUUGCAGCACAUAGAGGAAAUGAUCUCAGAUCACUUUCUCCAAGCACUUGUGAAUGGGAAUCCACAACGUAGUAGAGCAGCCUGCGGCUUCUGUUGCAGCUCCUGUAUUUGACCUGUACCAGGCCAGCCUGGUCCCCACUGGAACCCAGGGAAGCCAACCAUACUGCUAGAUAUACACAGAUAUUGUGGAUCAAACCAAGUGUUUAUCUGAGUAUCUGCUCCUUUCCAAAUUGUUAAAAUAAAUGUGUGCAUGCUCUGAAGUAAAUUAUACUGAGACACAGGUAUCAGGUUAAUGAAAAACUUCGGAAUGUUUACUCAGGGGGCGGCAAGCCCCUUAUAAAGGCAGAAAUACAUCAUAUGCAAAAAUGUAGAUAACAGAGACAAUACAUCUUUAAUUGGUUAGGUGUUAAGUGUCUUAUCUAAUGCACAUCCUACGAGGUGUGAUGUCACCAUCAUCCCGGGGAUUUUACUCCGGAUGUAGGCGCCACCUUGUUACAGAAGGUAGUUAGUUGGUGGGAGGGGGUGCUCUAGCAGCCAUUUUGAGUAGAUAUUGAAUACAGGUAUACACAGUAAAUAGACAUUUUACUAUCACUAAUUUACAUUCAUAACACAGAAAUGAAGAAUAACCCUCCCCUUAUACAAAUAAUACGAACAGCCCACACACAAACAUACACACAAUCUGCACAAACGUAACCUGCUAACAAUCCACAUACACUCACACAACCCCUCAUGCAGCCUCUCACAUGCAAUACCCCAAACAGCCCACACACACACUACCAAACACACAAUGUGACAUGUCCAUCCACACACAAUUCAUAUGUAUCAUACACAAUACCAUAAACUACUAAUGAACAUAUACAAUACAAUCGCUUAUAUACACACAAAUACAACGAUACAAAGCAACUGCAGUAAAAAUAACAAGCAGAAUAUGGCGGCAUACACACCUCAAUUUAAAAAAAAUAGGACCGGCACGCUAGGGGACAUCACAAUCCUAUAUCGGCACAGUGCUGCUAAAAGGUUGCCUACCCCUGGUUGCCAUUUUUUCCCCAUUUGUGACAUUAUUAAUUUUGGAAGCAUGUUAACAAAUAAGCUGAAAAUAAAUCUGCAGGUGGCAGCCAUUUUGAGUUCCAUCUGUUUUCAAGUGUAUUAUAUUAAUUGCAAUUACUUUUCUUAAAGGAGAAAUAUAGAAUUUAAUGUUUCUUUUGUUAUACCUUUGCUAGUAAACGGCUCUGUAAACAUCAUGAUCGUUUAUGUCUGUUCUAUCCCUGUUUAUACAACAAUUUGCAAGCAUUGUUAUCACAAAAGAGAUUUAAGGAUUUGCUGCUCACUUGAGAAAAUAUCAAUCAAGCCAUUUCAGUAAACAUCUGUUUGGCUUUCAAAAUGGAAACUGCUAAACAGUAACCAAAUAUAUGGAAGGAGAUGCUGCAUAGUUAGUAUAUUCAUAAGGACUAAUUCGGGUUCUGACAAUUAGAAUUGGUUGUUAUUUAGGAGUUUAUUCACUUUAGUGGGAAUGUAGUUAAUUCUAAACAGAUCUGACAAAUUUACACUAAUAUAAAAAUAGAUCAGCUGAAAAAAAUAACGAAUUUGGAGAAUAUAUUCAAUUCAGCUAUUUUGGCCUACAAUCUGGUCACAGUUUGGUUUUCAAUUUGUGGAAAUUCACUGCUUACUAAAUAUAACAUGGGGGUUAUUCCCUAAACAGUGAUUUCUAGUGAACUGACGAUGGAAUGGCAAGUUUAACCCCAAAAUAGCCAAGACGGAAAAUUAACUUAAUUGAAGUAUAUAUCCCAACAUUUUCAAUUCGCUGCCAUUUACUCUUAGACCCUGUUUAGACCCUAAAAUAUUUGCUUAAAUACUUCAGGGGAUGUGAAAUAAAAUGCAUACUUAUUAUUAUUGCCAUUUAUAUAGCGCCAACAGAUUCCGUAGCGCUUUACAAUAUUAUGAGAGGGGGGAAUGUAACUAUAAAUAGGACAAUUACAAGAAAACUUACAGGAACAACAGGUUAAAGAGAACCCUGCUCAAAUGAGCUUACAGUCUAUAGGAGGUACUUAGUCUUUUGCCAUCAUUUUGAUGCCAUUUCUUUAUUUUGGGAGGGGGGGCGACACACUUUUUUUUGUCCCAAUUUUAGGUAAAGUCAUCAGGAAAAUUAUCAAUAAGUGUUACUGAAAUUUGAUUUGGCAUCACCAUAAAUAGAAGCUCUCUACUUAAACCUCUUUGUUCAUUUCUUUUUCAAACAAAGAGUAGACAUGAGCAGAGCCUGCGCAAAUAUUUUACCACUUAAAAAUCCACUUUUCUGUCCUCUUAUCUCCCUUUAGAUUCUAUCUUUGCUAUUUUGAGAAACAUGUUAGAAUAUAACCCAUAUAUACACAUUAAAAGUUUUCCAUGACAUUGAGCAAGCCUUAAAAGGGACACUGUAGGCUACCAGACAACUUCAUCUCAAAGAAGUGGUCUGGAUGCACUGUCCCUGUCCCCUUAACCCUGCAAUGUAAAACAGUGCCGUUUAAGAGAAACUGCAAUGUUUAUAUUGCAAUGUUAAGGCUGCCUAUGGUGACUGUCUAACAGACAGCCACUAGAGGCGCUUCCUCCAGCUCCACAGAGUUUGACUCCAUCAAACAACAUUGGACAUCCUCACGCUUUGCAGGAGGAGGGAGGGGGAGGCAGAGGCAGAGGAACACUUUAACGUUAGUUAUACAGUUUUUUAUUCUUAACACCUAAGUGUUCCUUUAAGACUUAAGUAUUAAUAGGGAUUUGAUACUCACUGCUACAUUAUAUAAUUAUUUGUGUAUUUGUUUAUUGUCUUCCAGCAACUAAGAGACUCGUUCAAAGCCUGAAUGAAUAAAAUCUAUUAUACUGUAUUGGAAUACUGUUGUAAAAAUGUAUUUUGUUAUGAUGUAAUAAUGUGAGACACUACCUCUGUUUGUAACAAAUGUUAUGUGCGGGUUUGAAUAACAAAAUAAAUUCUGAGAUUGAGCGUUAUAUUAUUGUCUUAUCUAUAUGUGUUUAUUACAGACAUAUUUUAAAAUGUUGACUUGUGAAAAUUUUUAUAAAAAAAGAGCAUAAGUGCAGUAAUGUGAGAUUUGUAAAUUCAGAAAUUCACGAACACUUAUUAAAAAAAUAUUUUGUAUAUCUCCUUUUAACAGGGAACUGUCAUUACAGGAUUUUUAAUAUUAUGUUUACACAUUCCCAAUAUUUAACAAACAUGUAUUGGUUAGAUGUGAAAAACUAAAAUGUAGAAAGCCACACCUCCUCAUUUCUCACGUGUGCCUUGGCCGUACCUAAGCUGAAACGGAUGCUAAAGCUUUAAAGAGACAUUUCACUGCACAAAUACAAAAUAAAUAAAAAUCACUGUUUAUUAAAUAUACCACCAACGAAAAAUGUAUGUACUUAAUUAUGCAUGUUUUCAUUGGGGUAUACCUAAAAACAGGUUGCAAAACCUACAGAUCUCUUGUCUGCUGCCUUUGCAAACCCUCCCCUUCUAACCCCGCCCAGAUUUUCUGUGGCUGUCCAACCACAGACUUCCCAAUACAGCUCAAUGAGAAGUCCUUGCAAGGCAGCCAGGUGCUCUGGGCAAUUGCCACCUCUUAAAUUUAACCUGAGCUAACCAGACCAGGAAGUAACAGGACCUGUUGUCUGCUUAAAAGCCAGGGAGGUGUUACCAAGUUAAUUUAUAAAAGUGUUAAUUUCUGCUAUAUUUUGAUAUAUAUAUUGGUAAGGAUUAAGCGGACUGUUCCGCUGAUUUUAAUGUAUAUUGGCAUACUGGGAGUAGAUGGAAACGAAAGCUCAGGGCAGGGGUGUUGCAAAGUGGCAAAAAGACCAGGGACCUCAUCCCACAAGUAAAUGUUAUGGUUCAACUGCAUAUAUUGACUUAAAGGAUAACUAUAGUGUCAGGAAAACAAAUCGGUUUUCCUGACACUAUAGUACCCUGAGGGUGCCCCCACCCAGAGUGCUGAAGGGCUUAAAACCCCUUCAGUUACUCACCGCCAAGCUCCCUUACCUCUCCUCCCCCGCUGACGUCAGCGGAGCGGAAUGCACAUGCGCAGCAGUGCCAUGCGCACAUUAAAAGUGUCCAUAGGAAAGUAUUUUUCAAUGCUUUCCUAUGGACGCUCUGCAUGAUGGAGGCAUAAUAUGCCUCCAUCAUUGCAGAUUCGCCUCUAGUGGCUGUCCAAAAGACAGCCACUAGAGGCUGGCUUAACCCCAAAUGUAAACAUAGCAGUUUCUCUGAAACCUAGAGUGACCUGGCACCCAGACCACUUCAUUGAGCUAAAGUGGUCAGGGUGACUAUAGUGUCCCUUUAAGCCCCUCCUAAAACUAGCCCUAUACUAUGCACUAUGUCCAACUCUAAACCAUAAUACCUUUUAUAAAAGUCACAUUGUGACAAAAUUCUGAAUAUUACAUUAACCUAGAAAAUUAAGCCAUGUGCUCGAACUCCUACUACUCCUGGGCGGCAGCAAUGACUAUAGUACAUAUCAGCUCCAAUACACAGGACAAAAACCCCUAGAAAGGUAAGUUCACACUAUCCCAAAUCCCUUUGCACAUUUAAAUUGGAGGUUUUUAGUGUCACCCCAAUGGUCACUCAAGUGUAAGCUCACCUGCCACAUUAAGGCAAAACCUCUUAGGUAAGUCCUAAACUAACAAUUAAUCUUUAAAGGGACACUAUAGUCAUAAACCAAACUUUAGCUUAAUGAAGCAGUUUAGUGUAUAGAAUUAGAUCAUGCCUCUGAAGUUUCACUGCUCAAUUCUCUGACAUUCAGGAGUUAAAUUAAUUUUGUUUAUGUCCAUGCAGCCCUAACCACACCUCCCCUGGCUGUGCCCUGACAAGGCCUGCAUGAAAAAAAAAUAGUUUCAUUUUCAAUCACAUGUUAACUUACUUUAAAAGUUUUUAUCUCCUGCUCUGCAAAUUUAACUUUAUUUGAAUACAGAAGGCUCCUGCUGGGUCUUGCAAGCCAUUAGGAACACAUUGGGAGGCUAUUGUGCAAGCACUGCAAAAUGGCACGCUGCACCAAUCAACAUCUCCUCAUUGAAUCAAUGCAUUUCUAUGUGGAGUGUUAAGCGCUUCCAUGCAGAGCGUGAGAUAGAAAGCACCCAUAGUGCCUCUAGAGGUGUUCCUAGGCAGCAAUGUUAACACUGCCUUUUCUCUGAAAAGGCUGUGUUUACAUUGAAAAGCCUGCAGGGACAGGCUAUAGACAUGGGAACCACUACAUUAAGCUUUAGUGGUUCUAGUCACUAUAUUGUCCUUUUAACCCCUUGAGGACCAAACUUCUGGAAUAAAAGGGAAUCAUGACAUGUCACACGUCAUGUGUCCUUAAGGGGUUAAAUGACACUCCACUGCCCAAAUACAAAAUACAUAAAAAUCACUGUUUAGUACAUAUGCCUCAAAUAAAACCAUGCAUGCAUUUAAUUGUGCAUUUUUCAUUGGAGUUAUAGCUAAAAAAAAACAGCUUUCAAAAACUGCAGAUCUCUUGCCUGCUGCCUUUACAAGCCAUCCUCUUCUAACCCUGCCCAAACUUUAUGAGGCUGUCCAAUCAAAGACUUCCCAAUGCAGCUUAAUGAGAAGUCUUUGCAAGGCAGGUGCUCUUGGUAAUUGCUGCCUCUUGAGCUCAGUGCAAAUAAGCUAAUCAAACCAGGAAGUAACAGGACCUGUUGUCUGCUUGAAAAGCCAAAGGGGAGUAAACAGUAUAAUUUAUAAAAGUGUAAAUUUCCAAUGAAAUCUGAACUUUUUGCAAAAUGAAAAACAAUAGGACACACUCUUCAGACAUACAGCAUUUUGGCAAGUUAAAGUGCUUUCGUGGUCUGGAGUGUCCCUUUAAAUUGAAAGGCAACAUUUCUAAUGAGACAUUGAGGGGUAUUUUUCUAAAUCCCCAACACACUUAAUAAUUCUUAAUAGGGACCAUAUGAGAUGAGUGACAGCACUGUAACAUGGCUGUGUAAUACAAAAGCAAAUACAAACAUACAAAAUUAAGCCCUGCGCUCAAACUCCCACUACUCCUGGGCAGCAGGUAUGAGUAUAGUUCACAUCAACCCCAAUAUAUACAAUAAAAUCCAAGGAGAAAAAGAGUUACUUGCGCACUAUCCCAAAUCACUAUGCACAGUUAAAUAAAUGGCUGGGUGAAUUGUUAGCAUAGGACUCUCCUAAGAGGUUUGCCUUGACUUGGCAGGUGAGCUUACACUUAAAUGGCCAUUGGAGUGAUACUGAAAACCUCCAAUUAUUUAAAUGUGCACAGAGAUUUGGAAUAUGCACAAGUAACUUUUUUUUAUUACAUGAACCAAUAUUUAUAAACUUCACACCUGCUAUAUGAACUCUAUGCUUUAUUAACCCCUCACCCCUCUGAAUUAAACCCUGUCCAAAAAGGAAUACCCCCACAUUGUUCUGUAUAAUUGUCUCCAAAUAUGGAGCAUUAAAGCACAACCAUCACAAAUUAUAUACUUGUAGGUGUUAUCUGUCUCUCGGCAUUACAUGGCUAACAAUAUGGUUUCAGAAUUAGACCUGGCGAUUUUCAGGGCCCAGUUUGAGGCUCCAGCUACCCUAAGAAUGCCCCCGGCUCAGCUAAUGGAUAUUGGCACAUCUGCAUAUACACAGUAUAGGAGGAACGAGGCAUGGGUGUUAGUGUAUGUGAGGAGGGUCUUGCUCAAACAAUCUAGGAGGGAGUGGACUAUAAGAACACAACGAGAAGAGCAAUAUAUGUAAAAUAAUGAGGAAAAUAAAAGAGGAACAAUGAAUCCCCUAUUAUCCACCAAAUAGUAAUUGUGGUGAAAACACAAUUACAUUAUUAGUAUUAUUAUUUAUAUUGCACCAACAAAUUCCGCAGCGCUGUACAAUGGGUAACAAAUGGCUUCAUUUAGGCACAGAUUGGUGAAUUGGAAAAUAUUUAAAGUUUAUGUUUUUCAAACAUCUCUAUUUUAGUGUAAUGUUUGCAGUUUAGUACAUUCCUUAUACGUGAGUAAAUAGUUUGAAGUUUUGGCACUGUCUGUAUUUAUUCUCUCGUAUUGUACCUGAUCUCUUUCAUGUUUCAGCCGCUCCCCUCCCCCACAAUCCCUAACACUCUGAAUGCAUUUCUCCUUUACUCAAAGUCUUUCCUUCCUCUGUCUGUGCUUCUGUCCUUUAACAUUCCUUUUAAACUCAUUACUAAUUACAGGUGCUUCUUAGCUCUUAGCUCUUUCACAGGUAAGUGUUCUGUCUCGUUCAGUCACCAAAUAGUUAACAUAGUUAAUUUGCAACAAAAGCCUAGAAUGAUCUACUGACACCUAGUGGAUCAGAAAAUAAAUGCUGAUGCACUCCAGCUUGCUGACUAGUGGGAAACCAGGAAGGAAAAGUCUGCCUAAAUCAGCCCCGUGUAAGAAUAUCUCAGGCCUAUUCUUUAAACUAGCAUCAAUGCUUACAACUUAAAGUAAUUAUUAAUAAAAUAUAUUACAACUAAAUAUUAAAUGCACCCCAAAACACACACUAAGUGUACACUAUAUCAUUAUAUUCCCAUCUGCUUGUCAAAUGAACACUCUAGGCACCAUAACAACUACAUGUAAAUUAAGUUAUUAUGGUGCCAGGAGGACUCCAGUGCACUCUUAUCUCAAGGGGUUAAAUUGUUCUCAAAAGAGGUGUUCCUAGGCAGCAAUGUUAACACUGCCUUUUCUCUGAAAAGGCUGUGUUUACAUUGAAAAGCCUGCAGGGACAGGCUAUAGACAUGGGAACCACUACAAGCUUUAGUGGUUCUAGUCACUAUACUAAGUUGCCUCCAGCUCUGAUCUCAGCUCAGGCGGCAUCCGGGUUCUGAAAUGUCACUUUUAGGAAGCGCGUAGUGCCGCCGGGCAUGGACGCCAUUGAUUGGUUGAGAGCCAUCAGCUGGUGGGUUAACCAUGUGAGUGAAAAGUGCACCGAGGGCCUCCUGGCACAAUAACAACUUCAUUAGUUGUUAUGGUGCCUUAAGGUGACUUAACUGUCCCUUUAACACAGAUAGCAAAACUGCUGUUGACACAAUUAGCCAAAGUGUGAAUCAAGUGGCUGCAAUUCAAUUUAGUAAACAUAAAUACAAUGUCAGAACUUUAAGAUUAGGGGUUCCCAAAUGGUAGAUCCCCAGAUGUUGUUGGACUACAACUCCCAUGACGCUUUGCAUUUUUUAAGAAUGCCUUUUGAAUGACAAAGCAUCAUGGAAGCUGUAGUUUCAAAACAUCUGGGGAUCUACCUUUUGGGCUCCAUUGAUUUAGAUGUUAAAAUGUCAUUACCCAUGAAUGAACCUUAAGGUGGAAGGGUAAUAGCACACAGGCCCGGACUGGCCAUCGGGCACACCGGGCAAAUGCCCGGUGGGCCGCGGUGGCCGUGGGGCCGAGGCCGUCAGGGGAGGUCCCAGGAUCUCCCCUGCCGGUCUAUGCAGGGCUGGCACUCUCCUAGCGCCGGCCCCGCUGUUUGCAACGACGGGCCGGUGGGGAGAUCAAAGCUCUCCCUCACCGGCCCACAUGCGGCCGCCGGCCGGGAGGGAGGGAGCCAGCCAGCCGCCAGGAGAGAGGACCCGGCGGAGCUCUAACUUGCAGCCACGCCGGGUUCCUCUCGCGAGAUCCGGCGCGUUGCCAUGGCAACGACCGGAUCUCGCGAGAGUGAACUCUAGCCUCACAGGCUAGAGUUCACUCACCCACGAGGACCACCAGGGAACACCGCCACCCUGCCUCCCAGCGUGCCAGACCCCCCACCCCCUAGGCUAAAGGUAAGAAGGGAGGGGGGGGGAAAUAAUGUCUGUUUUUUGUUUAUUUACCCCCCCUACACACACACAAUAGCAUUUAUACAGCACUCUCACACCCAUCACACACAGCACUCUCUCUCACACCCAUCACACACAGCACUCUCACACCCAUCACUCACACACAGCACUCUCACACUCAUCACUCACACACGGCACUCUCACACUCACAGCACUCUCUCACACAGCACUCUCACACCCAUCACACACAGCACUCUCUCUCACACCCAUCACACACAGCACUCUCACACUCACAGCACUCUCUCACACAGCACUCUCUCUCACUCCCAUCACACACAGCACUCUCACACUCACAGCACUCACACACAGCACUCUCACACCCAUCACUCACACACAGCACUCUCACACACACAGCACUCUCUCACACAGCACUCUCACACCCGUCACACACAGCACUCUCACACCCAUCACUCACACACAGCACUCUCACACUCACAGCACUCUCUCUCACACCCAUCACACAAAGCACUCUCACACUCACAGCACUCUCUCACAGCACUCUCUCACACAACACUCUCCACCCAUCACUCACACAGCCUCUCCACCCAUCACUCACCUGCGGCACUCUCACACUCACAUCACUCUCACACCCAUCACACACAACACUCUCUCUCACACCCAUCACACACAGCACUCUCACACUCACAGCACUCUCUCACACAGCACUCUCUCUCACACCCAUCACACACAGCACUCUCACACUCACAGCACUCACACACAGCACUCUCACACCCAUCACUCACACACAGCACUCUCACACUCACAGCACUCUCUCACACAGCACUCUCACACCCAUCACUCACACACAGCACUCUCACACCCAUCACUCACACACGGCACUCUCACACACACACCGCACCCCUCACACACACCCACUGCACCCCUCACAUACAGAACCCCCAACACACUGCACCACACACAAUACUUCCAAAUAUAUAUAUAUAUAUAUAUACACACACACACACUACACUCUUAACCCCUUAAGGACACAUGACAUGUGUGACAUGUCAUGAUUCCUUUAUUCAAGUUUGGUCCUUAAGGGGUUAAAGGACCACUCUAGGCACCCAGACCACUUCAGCUUAAUGAAGUGGUCUGGGUGCCAGGUCCUUCUAGGGUUAACCCAUUGUUUUAUAAACAUAGCAGUUUCAGAGAAACUGCUAUGUUUAUCAGUGGGUUAAGCCUUCCCCCAAAACUAGCGGCUGUCUCAUUGACAGCCGCUAGAGGCGCUUGCGUGCUUUCACUGUGAAAAUCACAGUGAGAGCACGCAAGCGUCCAUAGGAAAGCAUUAUAAAUGCUUUCCUAUGCGACCGGCUGAAUGCGCGCGCAGCUCUUGCCGCGCAUGCGCAUUCAGCCGACGGGGCGGAUCGGAGGAGGAGAGCUCCCCGCCCGACGCUGGAAAAAGGUAAGUUUUAACCCCUUUUCCCUUUCCAGAGCCGGGGGGGAGGGGGUCCCUGAGGGUGGGGGCACCCUCAGGGCACUAUAGUGCCAGGAAAACGAGUAUGUUUUCCUGGCACUAUCGUGGUCCUUUAACAUAUACACUCUGGAUCCCCUAUACACACACUAGAUUCCUUGUAAGCAAACACAUACUACACCCCUAAACAUGCCCUGGAAGAGCAUUGAACCAACAUGCUCACUUUGAGAGGAGGCGUGUUUGUCAUUGGUGAUGACAAAACACACCUCCUCUGCCCCGUCCCCUUUUUAGUGGGCCGCUGUGUUAAAAAAAUGCCCGGGCCAAAUUUUUCUCCCAGUCCGGCCCUGAUAGCACAGGUCCAAGUUCUGCUCUAAGCUGUAAUCAGGAAGAACAAAACAUUUUCUUCACCAACAUCUGUUGCUGAACUAAAACUCCAGUGAGGCCUUCAAAGCAUUUUGGACCCAAAUUCCUUUCAGAAUUCAUUUUAUGCUAAAUACUAGGGUCACUUAAGAAAUCAAAGUGGUCUAAAUGGCUAUAAUUAUUUAUCAAUAUACAUCUGUAGCUAUAUCAUAUUUCCCAGCAUUGAGAGGUGUGUAAUUGGGACGAGAUCAGGAGGCCUCUACAGGUGUAGAUAGCCUUGCGUCAUUUGCUGACUGGAGACAUUGUGGAAACCAGUAGACAAGGGUCGUGCAUUCACUGCAGGCAGCUUCCCUGACCAACCCUACUCAGGGCAAACAAUGCACUACUGAAGUGCUCUCUGCAAGGACCUAGUGCCUUGAUUCAGCACAGUGCGUUCGCAUUUAUGGCGUGCUUGCGAAGGACAGUUUUAGGGUGUCCCGAGAUGCUUAACACCAGCAAACUAGCCUAAGACUGGAGAGCAAAAUGUGCAACUGGGCAGUUGGGGGUUAUGCUAUGUCUACAGCUAUGGCGUUGAAAACCAAUAAGGUGUGUAGACAUUUAUUCCUGAGUUAGGUAGUGAAGCAUGUGUGAAAGGGUUACUACAAGCACCAUAACCAAUUCAGUUAUUUGAAGUGGGCUUGCAGUCUGUACACAGAGAUUUAGCCUUUUGUUGAUUGAGACCUUUAGCUUGUCAUUAUUCAGCCCAGAACAAUAUUUCUUGGCUGGCUAAGGUCAAUUCUGUGCAUAUAGGAAGUUUAUAGUCAUCACACACAGGAUGCUGGGAACAGGCAAACAAUGGCUCGGCUCCCCCUUGCCGUGCCCAAAUCUUCCCCUCAACUCUUUGUUGCUGGCAUCACUGUCAGCGAAAUCACUGAAGGUGGAUCAGGCUGCCGGUGGAACUUUUUUUGAGGGGUGAGGACAGGAUAAUAAGGGUUGCAAUGAGUAGCUCUUUAAAUCAAGGGCGGACCAGAUGACCUUAAAGCCUACACUGUGUUUCUGGAGCAUUAUGCCAUGGCCCUUAUCAUAACCCUUUCCAGACAAAGCACUGUUACGAUACGCUAGGACUCUACUAAUGGCACAAACCUAGGGUCACUGCUUGUAUUAUAUUAAAGCGUUUGAAAAGAGGGUAGUAAGUACCUGGCACGAUAUAGGGUUACCAGAUUCUGGACCAUGUGAAUGCAUCUUACUGUACGGCUGUGGAAAAUGCCCGAGCCAAGUAUGUAGCAUUUAUACGUAGCAAAAGCGGAAAUAAUUAUUAGAAAUUCUUGCUUAUUGUUUUCACUCCUGCUGAGUAUUAAUGUUGCACUGGGCACCAUAUUCUUUGCCAAAUUAUUUUUUUUCUGUUGAUGGGCAGCACAUCAAACACAUAGAAGUCAAAUGCUGCAAUAGGGAACUCAAGUAAUUAGUUAUUGAAGAAUCCUGUAAUAUACCUAUCUUGCCUGCCAAGAUGAAGUGAUAUGUAUUCAGGAAAAAGGUGGAUCUGGAAAACCUACACCUUAUCCUGCAUCGAUCCUAGGUAACCACCUGCGAUCAUUCUGAAUUCUGUGCAGUGUGUGCGCAUGCAUACAAGGAGAUGUGUGUAUGAACAGGCACAUGCACAUUCACAGGACAUAACUACAGAGGCAUGAGAAGCCUCUGAUAAAUUAUUUCCCCACAAACAGACUAUUAGUCUCCCACGGUGGAAAAAGGGAGGACAUGCAAAGCCUGCACUUCAUAAGAAAUUGAGCUUUUGCAAGCUCCUUGAAGAUAUACCCCAAAAUAAUACAUGUAUGCAUUAUGGGUAUAUCUGUCUACUUAUUCUAAUUUUAGUGUGAUGCAAUCCUUUAAAGUCAAACUAGCUGAAUUGGAAGCCCAGCUAACUUAGAGAAUAUGUCCAGUUUAUUUGGCUUUAAAUAAGGCCUUAAAUAAGGAAUACAUUUGAAAUUCACUGUGACCAUUCUCACUUUUACUGAAUAACCCUGCUUUUAUAUGUCCAUGUUGAUGAGAAAGAGACCAAUAUGAAAGAAACCAAUUAAGUGAUCACAACAGCUUGUUUGCAGCUCUUCCUGAUAACUACAAUGAUUCCCCUCUGCAUCACACUGAUAACAGUUAUUGAUCCUCCUGUGUGAACAUGGCCUGCCCAAAAAACUACUAAGAAUCUGACAAACCCAUAUGUUGGGCUGCUGCAACAAAUUAACACACUCUAAUAAACUUGGUGUAUGUGCUAGGAGUAAGUAAUAACUUAUCUAAUAAAUUAUUCCUACAGAGUAACCUUGCUGCUCAUAAACUACCCUUAUAGACAAGCAGGCCUGCAGUGUCUUCUAUACACAGCAUUGAUUCAUUCAGAAACACAGCCCCGUGCAUAGGAGGCACACCGUCUCUUUAUUUGCUUUUCUUAUUUCUUAUUCUUCCGGGGAUGCCAGACCGGCCUGUUGAACCUGAGAUUAUAAAGUAAGCCUGACUGAUCUUCAGCAACCAGAAAAAGACUUCCAAGGCUGUUCACUAAAGCAUGAAAUGCCGGGAACUCAAGUGAAUUUCAAAUUUAAGGCCAAAAUAGCUGAACUUGAAAUCUUCUCCAAGUCAGAUAUACUUCAAGUUCUGCUACUUUAGACUUAGACUUGAUAUCUGCUUUAAAUUCCUGACAGUUUUUACUUAGCAAAUAAACCUGUCAAUUUAAAUACCAGUUGGGUUAAUCACCAAAGUGAGAAUUUAAGUGAACUACAAAUUUAAGGCUAAAGUAGCUGAACUGGGAGCAUAUCUGAUAUUUUGGCCUUAAAUUUGAUAUUCGUUUUGCAUUCCCGAUUGAUUGAUUUUUUAGUGAAUAACCCUACUAUUUAAAAGGUUACAGAGAAGUGAAGUAAUAGGUUUCUUGAAAUCAGGGAGUAUAAAUAGUGAUGCCAGGAUCACAUCUGUUGGAAUGCUCUGCUUUUGUAGGAUUUGACCUACGACAAUGUCAACGUGUUGGCUGAAAUAGCUAGACUGGAAAAAUGUUCUAAGUUAAUUAUGUCUUGAUGUUUGACUACUUGGAUCUAAAACGUGCCACUCUUUUUUUUAGGAUUAAUUCAUUUUAGGCUUAUCUUCAAAUAUCCCCAGACUUUCACACAUAGACAUUGGCUGUGGACUCACAUGGUCUGUCACUGAUUGCUGUAUGAGCUCACUAUAUGACAUCAUUAUAGUCUGACUGCACUCACAAACAGAUUAGCCACAACAGACUAUUGUGGCAUGCUUGUAUGCCCCAACUCACAGACCAUGCAAUUCCCCUGCUGCACAUGGCAACCAGAAAUGUAUGAGUCAUACUUGCCUCAUGAAUUUGCAAGCAUCUUCUCAUUAAUUUUGUUCCUUACUCUAGCAUUCCUUUAUUUGUCUGCUUUUGUCUCCUGUUUUUCCCCAUGUGUCUCCCCAAACUGUGAGUCAGCACCUGCUUACAAGCUCCUGACCACUAGGGGUGCCUGUUUUUAGCACUUAUAAUGUGCUUUUUUUAACCUCAAAUAGGCUGUUGGGGAGAGAUAAUUACCAAGCGCCUUGGCCGGUGUCCUCUGUGUCCAGUUAACCUUAAAGGAAUUCUAUAGUGCCAGGAAAACAAAGUUGUUUUCCUGGCAAUAUAGGCUCCUACAGUGCCCCCCUCCCUCACGCCCCCCUCCCUCGGUUAAAACCCCUGAAGUCACCUAACUGAAUCCAGUGCUGAUGUCCCUCAGCAAAAUGUUAGUUUUGGUUGGAAUCUGUCAAUUUUUCACAAUUCUGAAUUAACUGUUAUCUUUGCCUCCGACCUCUCCUUCACCACUCAUGCCCAAUCAAUUACCAAAUCCUCCUACUUCCAACUCAAAAAUCUAGCGUGCAUCUCCCCUAUUUAACACCUGAUACAGCUAAGGUGCUUGUCCACGCCACUGUCCUCUCUCGCCUUGACCACUGUAAUCCGCUUCUCAGUUCUCUUACAUGUUCCCAACUUACCCCUAUAAUGAAUACUGCGUCGAGGCUCAUUUUCCUGUCCACCUGCACCUCCCACACCUUCAUGUCAGUCUCUAAAUUAGCUUCCAGUAAGAUCAGCGCUGUAUCUAGUGCGAGGCUGACAAGGCAUUUGCCUUAGGCGGCACUUUCAGGGGGGGCGGCAAGAAAAGCCACCCCAAUCGCCCUGGCAGAUGCCUUGCCAGCCAUUUUGUCUUGGGGGGGGCGUCAAGAGCAGGCCGGUUGUCCAUCCUGGGCCCCCUUGAGGCUGGCAUCUGUUGAUGCUGUAGGCAGACGGCAAUGGAGCACUCUCCCUUGAGCUCUUCCUGCUCAGCUCCAUCGUGCACCCUGCAGUAAUGCUAGAGCCGGACUAUGACAUCACCCCGGCUCCAGGAUCAUUAAGAGGCACGCAAGGGAGCUGAGCAGGAGGAUCAGAGCUCCCUCGCUGCUUUCAAUAUGCCCUCUUGCGCCCAUGCCUGCCAACAGCAGCCCCACUGGACACCCAAAGGAAGGGAGGCUGGGUGGAUUGAACUUAAAAAAAAAAUGUGUUAGUGUGUGUGCCUGUUAGUGAGUGUGUUAGUGUGUGUCUGUUAGUGAGUGUGUCUCUAUUAGUGUUAGUGUGUGUCUGUGAGUGUUAAUGUGUGUGUGCUAGUGUGUGUUAGUGAGAGUUAGUGUGUGUUAGUAAGAGUGUCUGUCACUGAGAGUGUAUAUGUGUUUAUCAGUGAGUGUGUAUGUGUGUUUGUCAGUGAGAGUGUAUAAGUGUUUGUCAGUGAGUGUGUAUGUGUGUCAGUGUGUGUGUGUAUCUGUUACUGAGAGUGAGUGUCUGUCAGUGUGUGUAUGCGUGUCUGUCACUAAGAGUGUGUGUCUGUCAGUGAAUGUGUAUGUCUGUCAGUGAGUCUCGUAUAUGUGUGUUUGUCCGUGUGUAUCUGUCAGUGAGUAAAUGUGUGUCUGACACUGAGUGUGUCAGUGAGUGUGUAUGCAUUUCUGUCAGUGAGUGUGCAUGUGUGUCUUGUCAGUAAGUGUGUAUGUGUCUGUCGGUGAAUGUGUGUCUGUCAGUUAGUGUAUAUGUGUGUCUGUGGGUGAAUGUGAGUGUGUGUGUAACUGUGAGUAAGUGUAACUAUGAGUGUGUGUAUGUCUGUGAAUGUGUAUGUUUCAAUGAAAGUGUGUGUUGGUUAAACAGUGUGUGUGACAAUGACCGUGUAUCUGUAAGUAAGUGUAUGUCAGUGCAUGCAUCAGUGAGGGCGUGUGUCUGUUAGGAAGAUAAGUUUGGAAGGUGGUGGGGUGCCCGAGUUUUGUCAUGCCUAGGGCAGCACAAAGUCAGAAUAUACCACUGAGUAAGAUACAGGGCUCAAUUUAAGAUCCUGGUAUUUUCUUACAAAUCUCUACACAAUGCUGCUCCGACCUACCUAUCUUCACUAAUACACAAAUAUGUCUUGUCUAGGUCCCUAGGCUCGAGCUAGAGCUAGGGCUGCACCAUAUACAUGGAACACUCUUCCCCUCUCUGUUAUACUUUCACCCAGUCUCCACUCCUUCAAAAAAACUUUGAAAACUUACUUCUUCAGGAAAGCAUAUCAAUUAAACUGUUAGCAACUUUCCCUCCCUGCACCCUGAUUCCUCUUCUGCAACUGUCAUCAAAGCAAAACAUAAAGCCCUACCUUCUACCCUAUACUUACCUUCUGUGUCACUAUGCCCCACUCCCUCUAGCAUGUAAGCUCAUUGAGCAGGGCCCUAUGUUCCUAUACGUUCACCUCAUCUGGUGUCUGUAAGUCCACUCAUUGUACAGCACUGUGGAAUUUGUGGUGCUUUAUAAAUAAUAAUAACUGUCAAUAUAAAUGCUAAUUUAAGAGAAUAACUGUAGGAGCUUUAUUUAGGAGUACAUUCACUAAGCAAUGGAUUGUCAGCUUUUAUCUUUAAUUUGUUUUAUUUGUACAAAUUGCAUAGUUUACAAACCGUGGAUAGCACAUUCAUAUGUACAAUACCAUAUUAUGAGUUAUUAAUUAUGAGUACACAGUAUAAACUCUGAGAGAAUAGAGAAGUAAGAAGUUGGGGAGAACAUGCCACAAAGACAACAAUAUUUUCUAAGUAGUGUGUCUGAGAUGGAGAAGACAUUACAUGGCCAAGGACCAAGGGUCAGUCUCAAUCAGUCUAUCCAGGGAAGGAGGCUGUUGAGUAUUGGGUAGGAACUUCUAUUCUAAAUACAUGCCCCACUAAAAUUAGGAGAGGUAAUAUGGAGGAGACCUACCGUGGAAAGUAUGUCUUAAGUCUUUCAUUGCUAUCUCUUUUUGAUCUUUGAAGAUCCACCUUGUAAAAGUAGAGGGGUUGGAGUUUCCUCAGAGCAAUGUAAUGAUUACAAUUGCCAAGCUGGGUAAAUGUUUGAUUAUAAUUUUGAAAAAUUUUUUUUAGGGAGACAGUCAUUAGGAUUUGUGGUGUAGAAGAACCUGUGCAGGGUACAAGAGAAAUGUUCCAUCUGAAAUCUAGUCAAAGGCUACAUUGACAUCUCACAUCUUGACCUACUGGGCAGUCAUACCACAUUUGUAGAAGUGAAAUGAAGUAGGGAGGGGGUGCAUUACCAACAGCCAUUUGGAACAUUGGGAAAAUCAUGCCACUGCAGUCACUUUGCUCAAUUCUCUGCUGUUUAGGAAAUAAAUCAUCUUUUUUAUGUAGCCAUGGCCACAUCAUCUCUGGCUUUGACACAUAGCCUUCAAGAAAAAACGGGUUUAAUUUGUACAGCAGAUCUUCCAGCACAGUGUGUCUACUUGGAUGUUCUUAUCUCCCACUCUAUUACAGUUCUAAUAGGCAACAAAUAGGGCAUUAACUUCUAAAUUAAACACACUGUAUAAUAGAAGUUAAAAAAUUAGACCUUCUUUUCAGGAAGCAUGUAGGAGGCUGUGUGAAUCACAGCCAGUAGAGAUGUGGCUAGGACUACAUAAACAAAGUGAUUUGACUCCUAAACGACAGGUAAUUGAUAGAGUCUGUAUUGAGCUUAAGUUGAUUUGGUGCUUAGCGUCCCUCUAAAUUAGCCAACGUUGGAAAAAAAUAGGUUUGCGUUUGUGUAACGGCACCCCCAAGCAUAAAAGGGUUAAACCGCCGUUUAGUAGAUCUUCCCUUCCAGAGACACAGGCACAGCUACUGCAGAACACCAAUGCGCCGAACAGGAAACCAUAUGAAUGUUGUAAACAGCCGAAUAGGAAAAACCAUACGAAUAGGUUUACACUCCUAGCAGUCGAACUGGAACAGCAUACAAUAAAUCCCCCCAAGAAUGAGACAAAGCUCCGUGUUGAGGGUCAAGCAGUGAACAGACAGAGCUGUGGGUUUAUUGUUCUUAUAUACACAUUAGUACCACCCACAGAGUUUUGGAACACAACCAAUAAACACAUAAAAUACACUCAGACACUCCCACACAAAAUCCUCCCCUCUGCCUGUGAUACAAUUACCUUACACAAUGGGUAAUGUAAUUAUCACAAGCAGAGAAAUACAAUUUUUCCACAUUAUUCAUAACUUGAAAAGUAUGCAUCACAUUCACAUAAUCCAAAUACAAACAUGUCAAAAUCAUCCAAAUUGGUCCAGUGGUUCAAAAGAUAGAUCGUAGUCCUUUGUGACCAAAGGAAGCAUGGCUUUUCUGUCCAAAACCAGUUCCACAGAGUCUUCUAUCCUGGAGAUAAUUGGGAAGUAAUCCAAUUAUCUCAAAGGACAGAGGCAAAACUCCAUUGAACACAUGGCAGCAAAAGACAAUAAAACACAUAAAAACAUAUAACUGUGCAGCCAUUGCACAAAACAGGUACAUUCAACAUAUCCCCAGAUAGCUCAGAUCUGAGCGCACAUUAUUACUGAAUGGCGCUCAGAGCACACACAUACAGUUCAAUUGCCAUGGAGCCAAAGUCUUUCCCAUAGUCUUUCAUUAUAAGAAUGGGCUCCAUGGCAUAGCUAUCUGGGGUAUCACCGCUCAAACAGGGCCAGCACCGAAUGACCCGGCUUUCGUGUCUCCGCAGGGGAAAAUCAAGCGUUUCAACAUGGGGCCAUAGUCUAAAGGCAGCAGGCGGGCAACCAGGCUCCUCCAAUGCACAGUGGCGAGAUUGGUCUCGUCACAGGUUGUUUUGGAUUUUUUUAUUUUGUAUAUUUUAAAGACUAUUUUGUUCAUAGAGGGUUAUUAAAAUUAUUGGGAAUUCAAAGAAUUCAAAUGUAAUUACAAAAUAGCUGAAAUGGAAACAAAUCUCCAAGUCAGUUAUGCUUUCAGUUUAACUACUUUGGCUUUAAUUUGGAAAGUCAAUUUAAAUUCAGAGUGAAUUCUGACAGUUCUCCCUUUAGUAAAUAACCCUAUAAAUGUUGUAAAUUGGUUGUCAUCUCACCGUCUAGUGAAUAGAACACUAUGCUUUUAUGUGAUUAAGUAAAUAAAGUAAAGAUUGCUUGUUUUCUUCCAUUAGACUGCUGUGUUAUUUUUUACAGCCUUCACGUUAUGAGUGACAGCACCUAUGAGAAUAGCUGGUUGGAUUGCUAUAUUAUUUGCAUCACUGAGCAGCUGUCAUAGGCAAAGCACUUACUAACCAGAAGUGCUAAACAGAAACUGAUCUCUACAUUUAAAUGCAAAAAAAUCCUUACUGUAGUCAGCAGAAAAAGUAUGGCAAAUAAGCUGGAUCUAGGAAAUAAAUCUUAACCCCUUUUUUAGGAUCAAUACUAAGGUCCAGUGUUUAAAAACCACUAAUAAAAAACGUUAUCACCACUGGUCUUCAGUGAAUCAUCACUAUAAAUUGGAAGCAUAAUAAUCCGUUCUUGGAUUUAUUUAUUAAACAAAAAUUUAUGAUUUUUUGCCUGAAUUCUUAUUAAUUAAUAUGCCUAACGUUUAAUUAUUUUGUGAAUUAACUCCUAUUUUAAUGUAAGGUUGUUGGAAAAAUGCUUACUGAGUUGUUCAGUGGUAAAAGAGUUAUACGGACACUAUAGGCACCAAGAUCACUUCUUCUUAUUGAAGUGGUCUGGGUGCACUGUCCAUAUCCCCUUUAACUCAGUGAAACGAAGCUCCAGCUUCCAGCGUCUUCAAAGUCCCCAAAGGAAAGUAUUGCACAUUAGGAUCCCCCAAAUUGCAACCCAUUGCUGAGGGACGUCGGCACUAGAAUCAGGUAAGUGUUUAAAGUUUUGGGUUUUUUUAAAACUCUUUUUACUUGGCAGGGUGCAGACAAUCAUUUUAGUGCAUAGGGACACUAUAGCUUGCGGAAUACACUUUUGUAUUCCUAACUCUAUAGAGUUAAUUUAACAGAAGUUUCAUUAAAAUACAUAUUUGCAGUUUUGCAAAAGAACUGCAUAAUAUAUUUUAAACAUAUUUUCUUUUUCUUUUUUUUAAUUAUUCUUUUUAAUUCUUUAUCUUGCAUGCCAAUAUUCUUAACAAAUGUAAUCAUUUAACUUGCAUGCUCAAAAAUCAGUCACUGUGAUGCAAUUAUUGUUCAAAUACAUUGGCGCUAUAUAAAUAAUAACAAAAAUAAUGAUACAUUAUGGAUGAAACACUCAGACGGAGAGACAAAGAAAUGACGAUACAGGUGAAUGUUACUUACUCAAGGAACACAAGGCAUUCAACACCAGAAGUUCAAGAAUGCCAGUUAGAGGCAAUACGGCAAGCAAGAGCAAACUGGCUAGUCAUAAACUCAGUAAAAAGGACAUAUGGGGAAGACAUUGCAGAUUAAUGGCUGUCUGGUCUUUGGUAUAGUCGGGUGAUGGGUGGAAUGUUACAAAGAAUUUGCAAAGACGUUUAGAAGAUGCAUUUUUAAAAAAUUAAUAAGCAGAAUUAUCUUUGUAAAAAGAAAAUUGGAGAAUUAUGAAAGUAUUGCAGAAUUGAAGAUAUAAUAUGAAGAAAAAAAAAUUCAAUAUUGUGUUGACCUAUUCAACUAUUUUGGCCUACAGUUUGCAAUUACCUUCUCAAUUCUCCACAAUUUACAGCUUGUCAUGUUCCAUUGUAAAUGGGAAAAACAAAGCCUAUUUUCUUUGUUGAAUAAUGUUUAGUGGUGUUUUGAAAAAGUACACAAUUCUUUUUUAAUUAUUAUUUAUUAUUUUUGCCAAGUCCCACAUAAUUCCUCGCUAGGGGGUAAGGAAUGUGGCUGAAUUCUCUGAAAACUCUGGGCUACGGAUGAUAGCAGGGAUUAAUACGAACCAUAAUUUCGCAACGCAAGAAGACUACAAGGCCGUUUUAGUGCAUCUGCUGCACACAAAGUGUUGGUACAGCUUGUGGCCACAAAGAUACAGGAAAGUCUUCCAAAAAGUAGCUAUUGCUACAGGCAGUACUAUUUGAACUCCUACACCAUCAUAGGCGUUCUGAAAAAUCUAUACAGAGAAACUACUCUUUCCCUGACCUCUGAUCUUAUGACCCCAGGCUGGCCUCGGGACAGGACUGACCUGGUCACAGGCUGACCCUGAGCCAAUAAGACAGCCCUUAUUACCAUAAAACACGGGUUGGGUGGCAGGUUGACAGAUUAUAAAUUGGGUAUUAUUAUAAGUACUGUAGAGAACAUGGGAUAAAUGGUGAGUCCUUGGAUUUUAAUAUCCCUUGGGUCUUACGCUUUAGCUGACUACUGAAACUAACAGUGACCCAUAAUGCAAUAAGAUGUAUAGAUGAUGGGAUAUGAUCAAGUAUCAAACACAGGCAACAAAGGCAUAGACAAAAGAAGAGAAUACCUAGAACAAAUACACUUAGCAUAUUUUAAUCCGUUUAGUUUUUUUUUAACAGUAGAUUUUGUCCAAAUGGAUUUUAGAUAUCACAUUACAGAUUUUAUUUCAAGACGGCAAAAACAUAAAAUGGUCAAGCGAGUUAAGAGAUUAAAUUGAAACCAUUUUUAUUUGAUAUAAAACUAAAUUUCUAAUUUUGCUGCAAAACCGUUGUUUAAAAUGGAAUUGCAACAUUCAGAUUCCAAAUCAGCAAUUGAUGCCUACAUUUUGUAAUGUGAUUUUUAUUAAUUCACUACACAUCACAGUUUAGUAAAUAAAUCCCAACUUCAGACUGCACUGCAGUACACACCGAAUAAACUGCUCUGCAGCAAAUUGAAGAGAGAACAAAUAUGAACGCAAACUGAUAAUUUUUUUAUUUCUUUAACAUUUCUUAGAUGAUACUCAUAUUUAGGAAGCUUUAUAUAUAUAUAUAUAUAUAUAUAUAUAUUAGUAACGGCAGCAUUAUUAGUGAGUAAAUUGAUAAUAUAAUCACAGAGUACAUAAGAUAUUUUAACAUUAUACAAAUUAUUAAAACGCACUAGACUUUAAAACGAGGUGGAGUCAAACUACGUUGAUAUAAUAUUACAGUUAUUAGUCGUCACAGUCCUUAUAGCAGUAUGUUGGUUAGAGGUGGCAGUAGAGUAAAUUAAAGACCAGUGAUCAUUUAAAAAUAUAUAUAUUUUAAAGAGAGAAAUAUAUAAUUUGUUUAGUAAGUAUUAUCACACUUUUCAUUUGGGAUGGAUGAAUGUAGAUUAAGACAUUGGGUGGGUUAAGACGGGGUGUUAUCUCAAUGUGAUGGUAGCAAGACUCUUUAGAAAAGGGGUGGUCCAGCCCAAAAAAGGGGUGUGUCAGCCUGGUGUGCUGUCCAAUGAUAUGUUCAUGAUACCAGAGAAUAAAAGUAGGACAAGGCGACAAGAGUCUAAAUUCGGGACUCUUACAUUUUAUAACUUGCUACUGUAUAAUAAAAUGAAGCUACAUUUUCCCAAACACAAAAACAGCCAGGUCAAUCAUAGUUUCUGCGAUUCAUAAAACCAAUAAAAAUAUCUUCUCUCCAACUACUACAUGUCUUCUCUAUAGUCAAAAAUGUUUUUAAGACUGCUUUAGGGGAAAAAAUGAUUCCAUGCCUUAAAAGGAUGUGUUACAAGCUCUAUCAGAAUCCAAAGUAUUAUUUAAAUAAAAUGUAUCCAAACAUACAACUUGGUUACACUCUAGAAAGGGAAUUGCACAGGUUAAAAUACACUUGUAGUUCCAAGUUGGCUAUUUUGGCCUAAAAAUGUGUUCUUGCAAUCCCCGUAACAUUAACAUUUUAUUUUCAGUUUUGUGAAUAGCCAGACCAAUGUCUUGCAUGGUACUCCAUGCAAGACUUAUACUGGAGCUUCCCACUCCCUGAAACAUCCUUAUGCAAAUGAUGUGAUAUCACACUGUCCGGUGAUGAGUCCUGAGCCACCCAUCCAGUCUUGCAUAAUUUUAAACUGACUACUGAUCACAUCUAAGGGAGCGUGAUGGCCUUCUGGACACAGAGAAAUCCAUAAAUUAAUAGCGUUACCUAUUAAAUUAUAAUAACACAGUAAGGUGCCCCGUCCUAUCUUAAGUAUGCAACCCCAGGCAGCGGCCCACAUCCUCAAAUCUAAGAGUGGACUAGGUCUGUCAUAUGGGGAUUUAUCAGUCCCACCUUGUACAUUGCUGCUAGAAAGGUUGGAAUAUGAUAAACACAUGAUAAGAACGAGAAACUGGCUGUUAUAUUAAUCCUUAUAUUCCAUUAGCUAGAGCUGCAUAAAGAGUGCUGGGUGCAUGGCUUUUAAAUCUCUUGCCUCCUCUGAUGAUUCUAGCUUGAGGCAUAUCAGGAUAUAAUGUGGUCUGAUGUUGCCAUGCGUGGAAUAUGCAUAUUACAUGGAGUUCAAGUGGAAGGUUGUUGCACACAGCAGCAAGCCACCCUCCUUAUAUGUAUUCCAGGCCCUAAUUUACCACCGAUAUGCUCCCAUGCACAUGAUGUUAAAUGCCCCCUCGACUUGUUAUCUGAAUGAAUAAAUAAGCAAAAAUCCAUGAAAGGAGGAAGAAAACAUCACUUUCUAAAGCCGUCUCAUUCUGUAACAGCAAAACAGCUGAUUUUAAUGGCAUGCUUGUGAUCGCACAACCAUGGAGUUAUAUAUAUAUAUAUAUAUUUAUAUAUAGUGAAAAAUGGCUCUAAUGUUGACUUUUAGAUGAUGGCUGAUUGUCCAGGACCUCUAGGCAUGGGCUUCUAGCAGCCAUUGCCUGACAUAGGCACUGCGUGCUGGUUAAUGUUAACACUAGGACAGUCAUUCCAAAGGCACUGUGUACUUACCAGAUGUAGGAGUACUAAGGUUACCCAGACAGCCAUUCAUCUGUCUAGGUGAGGCACAAGGAAAGUCAUUAUAUGCAGUCUUGGAUCCAGAUGGAGAAGAGAACGUCCAAUGAUUUGCGAGAUCCACCCAAACAGCAGACGACCUCCAAAGCACACAUUUUAAGGGAAAUACUCAGACAGCCCUAUUUUUAAAAUAUGACCUCAGAGGUCGCCCUACACAAAUCUGCCAUGGCUACGUCUAGCCUUAUCACUUAAGCUGCUGAUUCAGGGAGACACGGCAUCAUUGUACAAAAUCAAUACUGUUACAGCCAUAAACAAGGUCAACACAAGUUUUCAUGGUGACCUAGAACUGCAGUUCCAUGGAUGGGCAAGGUUUGAAUAUUAUCGUAUACAUAUUAGGAUGAUUAAUCCGAAAAACCUGGAGAAAUGGAUUAAUCAUCCUAAUAUGCAUACGUUCAUUUUUUAAGAUAUUAAUGGGGCCUUAUCUAACCAGUUGAGAUUAUUGAGAGUUGUGAUUCCUGUAUAUACCCAAUUCAACCCUUAUUUUUCCACUCUAUUUUGGAGAUUAUUUUGUCCUUUUUACUAUUAGGGUUUGAAUCUUAUUAUUAAUUAUUAAUAUUAUUGCCAUUUAUAUAGCGUCAACUUAUGUUUUACAGAUUUCUAAAUGGGGAAAUUUAACAAUACAUGAGACAACUACAAAAUGUUACAGGAAAAAUAGGUUCAUGAGGACACUGUCGAAAGAUGCAUACAUGCACAAUAAGAAAAGGAAUCUUAGAUAGUACAAUGUUGCAAGGGAUUGUUUUUCUUUUAUAAUGCCUAUAUAUUCUGCAGUGCUGUGCAUUUGGUGGACUGCAGGAAAGAUCAUAUAAAAUGUGCUUGAUUUGUUUUACUUGUAAAUCUGACUGUCUCAGACCAUUUUCCAUUCUAAUCCAAUGCAGCUCUUAAUGAAACCGUGAAAUGGUCAAUGUGAAAACAUCAAAACGCGACAUUGGUACCAUCACAUCUAUUGAAAAAACCUGCAAGAAUUGUGAAUACUGAGAUCCCUGAACUCACAAAAACGCUGUGUGGGACUCCUGAAUGAUUAGUACCAGCAGAGAAGACUAAUUAUAUUUUAUUUAAUAUAAAAUAUCUAUUAAACUUUGCAUCUUAGGGUCUCCUUAAAGCGGAUCUGUCACCUUCAGGUGUUUUUGCAUCAUUUUAUGUAUCUCAAGCUGUCCCUGAUGGCCACCGCCAUCUUUGUCUCGCAGGUUCUUUUCAGUUCCUGGUACUUCGAUUGCCAGGAGGAGCCGCGCAUGCACAAAAUCACAGCACUGAAGUCUACAGAUGGCAGGAUCCUCCAUAGAACAAUGCUUGAAUCCCACAGUCUUCACAUGUGACAGCUGGGAUUGGACAAAAGUUGAUGGCGGAGCUCCUGUAUUUGACAGUCAAUCUGAAUAUUUCAUAAAAUACUAAUUUUUGAUGUAGGGUGACAGAACCGCUUUAUGUCUAAUGAGUUCAUAUGAAAUGGACCCUUACUCACUGUGCCUAGAGUGCUUAUUAUCCAAAUCUCUCUAACAAGUGCUUUGAGAGGCUGACACGAUUUUAUUAUGUACUAUGUUUUAUGCACUAAUGUGUAGAGAUUAUAAUUAUUUUUCUAAGAAUAAUAAAUUAGUUAUUAGAGUAACAUUCGUACAUGUAUGUCUUGUAUAAAAAUGUUGUAAAUGCAUUUCUGGCAUUGUGAAUUGGUGAUGCUAAAUAAUCAAUCAAGGAAAUUGAAAUCCUACCAAUGGCAAUGAACUCAAAGGUAUAAUAAUAGUUCAUCAAUGUGAGACUGAGGCGGAACCAAGCUAAAUAACAUAUGAUUCCUUUAGCUGGCCCUCAGUAUAACAGUAUAGCUGUGUCAAUUUGAUUUUUAAGUGUUUGAUGAACCCAGCUCAAAGCAGCCUGUCUAUUGUGUGUCUAAAACAAUUCAUCCCAGUUUGUAGAUUAUCUUCAGUUUGGUCCUCUCACACUUUUACUCCCACAACUCUGCAAAUGUACCAAUCGCUCCUCACUCACCGACAACGUCCCCUUUGUUGAUGGAAAGAGAUAAAAUGGUUAAUUCCUUAAAUUAAUUUUCUAUAUUUUAUUUACCUUAUAUGUAUAAAAACAGUAAUUCAAUCUAUUUACCAGAGGGAGAUGUGUAAAUUCAGACUUUACUGUCCAUCAUUUCAGGUUGUUGUUUUUUAAACAAUUUAAAAAGGUUUUUCAUUAUUUUGUUA
Messenger RNA from Pelobates cultripes (western spadefoot toad), 46058 nucleotides. NCBI's taxonomy places the organism in Eukaryota, Metazoa, Chordata, Amphibia, Anura, Pelobatidae. The record is from the annotation of a GenBank genome assembly.